Messenger RNA from Pelobates cultripes (western spadefoot toad), 51444 nucleotides. The record is from the annotation of a GenBank genome assembly. Lineage: Eukaryota; Metazoa; Chordata; Amphibia; Anura; Pelobatidae.
CUGUGACGUGCUGCAUCUCGCAUUUGCUGCUCUGAGUGUUCAGCAGACAGCCUCAUCUCCUUUCUCUGCAGAGGUAAAGGAUACCCACCCACCCCUGUAUCCAAACACCCAGCACAUAAACUACCUCCCACCCUCCGGCCAUUCUUUCCCAUCCCGACUUGCCACCAGUCUCUGCCAGCAUGACUGAGACCGCCAAAACCCACGUUAUCCUGCUGGCCUGUGGCAGCUUCAAUCCUAUCACAAAAGGACAUAUUCAAAUGUUCGGUGAGUUAUUUUGUAUUCUCUUAUUCUAUUCCAUUUCUUUUUCUUUCUCCCUCUCUCUCCCUCUUAUAGUCUAGUCUCCUCUGAAUCAGCAUCACUAAAGAACAUUUUUUUAUUAUGAUGAUCAGAUUUAGCCUUUAAUCAAGGGACACAUAAAAAAUGCAUUAUAAAAUACAUUUCUCAUACCUCCUUUCAAGGGCACCUUAUUUAAUAUGCAUCAAUCCAGACCUUUCCGGUUCUCGUUCCUCCCUUUAAAUGCCUAUUUCUCCUAUCUGUCUAUUAACCUGGUCCAUGAGGUUUUUUUUUCCAUUGCGUCUGUUUCAAUGGCAUUGCUCCACGACAGAGCAUGCAGCGUCAACAGACCCCCCUUUUUUUUUCUACAAACCCCAGGGAAAGGGAGGGCAAAGUAUGGGAAUAUAAUGAUUGAUGUAUCUCACUCCCCAUUUAUGCUUCUGUUUAAAGACCUGGAUUCUUGCAGUUCUCCAUUUUGUCUUCAGUCAUUAAAUGGUUAAAAGGACAAUGCCACCAGGGAAACUGUUAAUAGCUCUCUGCAAGUCUCCAUGGCAGACAGCGGAUAAAGGAAGCAAUUCUGAGCAUUGAUGAAUUUAUGCAUGAUUACAGAUCACAACAAAGGGAUUCUAGAGCAAAUGUUCUAAAGGAAAAUGUUUGGGAAUGGCAUGCACUGUCCGCUUAGCUAGAUUUGAUUGGGUUAUAUCAUUCUGCAAUAGACAAACGAUACCACUCAGAUUUCUGUUGAUGUCUGACCUAAGCCAUUGGAAAAUCCAGUGUUACCUAUCCUCAGUUUUGAGGCAACAGGGAUAGUUGUUCGUAUCUGUUUAAAUUGUGAUGCUUGUUGUUUUGUCAUUUAUAUUGUGUGUUCUUGGGGCAUAACAAUAUGCCACUCAUUUGAUUUCAAAGUGAAUUUAAGAUUUAAGCCUAAAUAGCCAAAUUGAAAAUUGAAUUGACUUGGAGAUUUAUAAAAUUUUUGGGGGAUAUUCUGGCCUAAAAAUAUAAAAAUUCUCUUUGAAUUCCUGGAAAUUCAAACUUUAGUGAAUAACCCUGUGAUAGUGAGAGCAUUGGUGGAAAUUCUGCGCUAGACACAUGAUUGUGACGGUUUUCAAUGUCCCAAAAAUGUCAGAUCAGAUUUUUCUUAUGCUACUUAGGUUUGCAUUGACAAAAGACAUUAAAUGGUUUAUUAAGGAAACUGUGAAUUGUGGUAAUCUGGCAAGGGAAUUGGAAAGCGUAAAGGAACACUGUAGGUUAAGGAAUACACAUCUGUAUUCCUGAUGCCCUUUGUCAUGUCAGCCCCCAUAUGUGGGGGAAAUAACCUAAAAUAAAUCAAAUAAGUCACUUGGCUCUCCCGCAAACUCCUUCUCAAAUGAUGUCCUUCUGGAGGCUUGCCUCCAUGAUGACAGGCCAAUCCAGUACUCCCCAGAGAGGAACAUUAGUGAAUGUAGCCAAUGCGCUUGCGAUUCUAUGAAGACCAUGAUGCCACUGUGCGCAUGCUCAUGAUGUCUGGGUAUGGUAGGGUAUGAGAGCCAGGAAACACCAAGCCGUCAAAUUACUAAGCUAUUGAGCUUUGGGAUGGUAAGGAGGGAGGAACUAAUGUAGGCACUAUGAUAACCUUAUCUAGAUGAAGUAGUUAUAGUGAGUACAGUGUUCCUUUAAAUCAAAUUUGGAAAAAUUUGUUCUGAUUCAACUUCCAUUCCGACUGUGCUACAUUAUGCUAUUUUUUUUGUCAAUUCCUUAUGAGUCACAGUUUAAUCAAUAAACCACUAGUGAUUUUCAAUGAGAAAGAGUGUAGAAUAAAGGACAGAUCAGAACAGCCUCAAGGUAAACCUAGCUAUAAAAUACAAUGGCUUCAGUUAUUGCUGUACAGUUCUAGAGUAUACAUUAUCCACCAAUGCUCCCCAGUAAAAGGGAGAUAUAAUUAUCAUUUGACAGACAUUUGUCUUGUAAAAUGUGUGUGUCAAUAAUGGCUAAAUACUUACUGCACUUAUAGUCACAGCUUAAAUAUGGGCAAUUUAGAGAGACUCUAAGAGAAGAAAGUGACGGUUAUUUAUGUAAAGGUAAAUUUCAAAUUGAAGGAUAGAGAAUCAGAACUGGAAGUGCAUCUGACUUAGAGAAUUGUUCCAAUUUGGCUUUUUACCUUUCAUUAGAAAUUCACUUUGAAUUCUCACUUACACUAAACCGUCAGUUUUCGGGAAUCCAUCAAAGAAUUUAAUAUUUUAGACUUAAAUAUCCGUGCUGGAAAUAUAUCAGAAACUGAGACUUUUCUGUUUCUGCUAUUUUGGCCUACAAUUUACAAUCCCUGGAAAAUACCUGUCAGUUUCCUAUGGGAUAUAUUCACUAAACAACAAAUCAUUGUUGCAGAAUUGCUUUUUUAACUGAAAUGUGCUAAUUUAGGAAAAUUCUCUAACUCGGAUAUCGUGUGACCAGUUUGGUAAAUUUUGACUCAGUUUUCCUUUCAAAUCACUAUAAUUCAUUGUUUAAUGAAUAAACCAUUCACUAGAAUGGGAAAGGUAGAUAAUUGAGUGAAUUCUAUAUUUUAGCCAUACUUUUGAAGUUGAAAUAGUAUAUUCAGUUGUGCAAUACUUCCAGUUUGAUCUCUAAAAUUACUAUUUAUACUUCACAGUUUCCCGCCUGAUCACUCAGGUGAUCACAUAUGGAUCAAUAUCUGCUUUUAGGCUACAGAGUUUCUGAUGUAAAACCCAUGUGUUAUUUAAUAUUAAAGACCCAUGGUCAUUUGGCAUUUGUUUGCAAAAUAAUAGUUAACUUUUAAUAUUCAUACCGCAUUCAGAUCAUUCUGCUCUGAUUACUACACUUUGACAAAUUAAUGAUGUGUAUGUGAGUAUAAUGGAAACAUUUUAUUACUACUGUCAAUAUGGAGACUACAGCCUAACAACCCUGCUUACAAUUCCACUCCAAUUCUGUGAAUAUAAUAUAAAGCAUAUUCAUUGUCGCAUUUUUGUAUGUAAUCCAUCAGGUUACUGGUAGACCCUGAGAUAAAAUAUCAGUGUUUAAAUGUGUAUGCUAUGCUGAUAUAGAACAUUUGUUUACAGAGAAGAUAUACAAUUAAUAUAAGUAUCAAGAGUAUAUAAAUGUACCGAAUACAAGAAGGAGGCAUAUUUUCACAUUCUGCCAUCUAGAUUGUCCAUGAUCAUCAUAGUCUAAAGAUAAGUACUCAUGUCUUCCACAUUUCCUUUGGGAAGUAUGCGCUGAGCAAUUUUUAUUGUAGGUAAUCACUCACAUUGAGUAAACCGGCGACAUUUGUUGGGUUGUUUUUGUCAACGCACAAAACGUUGAUCCACUGUAAUAAAGAGUUCUGAAUAAAACCACUUUUAUUUUUACUGAAAUAGCAAAGCAGGAAUUGGGCUAACGGCCUGCAGAGUUAUUUACUAAGAACUACUGAGAAUUGAAAGUUAAUUUUAAAUUUAAGGCCAAAGUAACCGAACUAAAAGCAUAGCUGAGUUGGAGAAUUUUUCCAUUUCAGUAAUUUUGACCUUCAAUUUAAAUUUCACUUUGCAGUCUCUCUUUAGUAAAUAAGCCAUCAAAUGCACAAAUUGAAUUGAUUGUGUGCCUGUUAAGUUGCUUACUCAUAAGUAGUCAUCUAUCACAUGUCCAGCUAUUGGUUUAGAAUGGACUGGGAGAACCUUUCUAUAUAUGCUUGUGUUAUAUUCACCUUAUUCUUUUGUUACAAUGUUGGUUAUACACUGAUCAGCCACAACAUUAAAACCACUGACAGGUGACAUGAAUAACAUUGAUUAUAUUGUUACAAUGGCACCUGUCAAAGGGUGGGAUAUGUUAGGCAGCAAGUGAAUAGUCAGUUCUUUAAUUUCAUGUGUUGGAAGCAGGAAAAAUAGGCAAGAGAAAAGAUCUGAGUGACUCUGACAAAACGGUAAGUCUUUUGGAGUGUUCCAGUAUGCAGUGUUUAGUAUCUACCAAAAGUGGUGCAAGGAAGGGAAACUAGUGAGCUGACAUCAGGGUCAUGGACGCCUAAGGUUCAUUGAUGCUCGUGGUGAGUGAAGGCUAGCCUGUCUGCUCCGAUCACACAGAAGAGCUACUGUUGCUCAGAUUGCUGAAAAAUGUAAUGCUGGCCAAGAUAGAAAGGUGUCAGAACACACAGUACAUCACACUUUGCUGCAUAUGGGGUUGCGUAGUCGCAGGCUGGUCAGAGUGACUGGGAUGACCUCCUCUCCUCCGCUGAAAGCACCUACAGUGGGGACAUGGGCAUCAGAACUGGACCAUAGAGCAUGGAAGAAGAGUGCCUUGUUUGAUGAAUCAUAUUUUCAUUAGUUUAAGUGGGUGGCUGGGUGCAUGUGCAUCAUUUACCUGGGGGGAUGAUGGCAGCAGAAUGUACUAUGUACUAUGCUGGGAAAUGUAACUUUGGGUCCUGGCAUUUAUGUGUAUUUUACAUUCACACGCACCGCCUGCCUAGAGAUUGUUGAAGACCAUGUUCACAACUUCAUGGCAAUGGUUUUCUCUGAUGGCUGCAGCCUCUAUCAGCAGAAUAAUGUACCGUUCCAGACUGCAAAGGUUGUUCAGGAAUGGUAUGAAGAACCUGACAAAGAGUUCAAGGUGUUGCCUUGGCUUCCACAUUCACCAGAUAUCAAUCUGAUUGAGUGAUGUGAUGGAAUAAAAUAUCCUAUCCAUUAAGGCCCAAUCUCACAAUUAGCAGGACUUAAAAGAUCUGCUGCUAAUUUCUUGGUGCCAUAUGCCACAGUACAGUUUCAGAGGUUUUAUAGAGUCCAUGCCUUUACACAUCAGAGCUGUAUUAGCAGCACAAGGGGGAUUUACAAGAUAUUAGGUACGUGGUUUUAAUGUUGUGGCUGAUCAGUGUUGCUGAGAACACCACAACCAAUAUUACCUAAAAUUCUGAGCAUCUUACAAUUUCUGCAAAUAGGAGAACUUGAUUUAAAAUAAAACUAUGUAGCUGUUAAAGGAACAAUCUUAGCAGAACCAUUGCUUUGGCUUAAUGUAGUGGUCGUGAUAUGCAAAGAGACUGUCCUUCCACUAUCUGCUGUGUAAACAGUGCUUUUUCUGUGUUUUUGGGGCACUUCACCUCACGGUUUUUCGUCACAUAUGGUGAUGUCUUAUUAUUUGGUUUGUAUGACUGUUUAACUUAUUUAUUUUAUUCUAAUCUCUAUCUGUAUCUAUUCUACUAUCUCUUCUAAAGAUUAUGACAUUGACUCCUUAGAUGAGUAUGUAAAGAGAAUGUGCUUAUUUUGCAUCAGUUAGAUAGAUAUGCUGAGUUACAUUAUUAUUACUAUAAUAAUGAAUCAUUCUCCAUCUCAAGAGCGAUAAGAGAUAUACUUCUAUUUUUAUGUAGACUUUGAGUAUUGUCUUAAUCUUCAUUCCACUCUGUGAGCCUGCUCUUUCUUCUUUUUUGUAUUACUUACAUUUAUUAGGACUCUAAUAGGGAUGAAGGUAGUGUGAUGACUUUGGCUGGUUUAAUAAAGCCUUUACUUUUAUUUUUCUCUCUUGCCUUCAUAUCUUAUACACUAAUUUGAGUCCCUUCCAUCGAAUAAAUAUCCGUAAUGAAUUUGACUAUUUGAGUUUAGGAUCAGCCUUAUAACGCUUGUUUUAUGCACUUCUAAUUUAUUUUUGUACCGAUCCUUUCACUGCCCACACGUAAAGACUACUCUGUAUUGAUAUUUACACUAUUACAGUGUGUACUCAGUAUUUCCAGGCGGUACUUCCUUAUGUUUUGUAAGUGGAGUUCCCUUUGACAAAUAAUUACACAGUUCCCCGGCAUGCCUUUAUGUAGACCAACCAGUCAAAUUCAAACAGCUUCACUUCCGCAUCAACAAGAUUGCGACUGUCUUUUUGCUACUCCAUUUGCAUGUCACAUCCGUUUAUUUGUAUUCAUGCGUCAAUGCGUAACGUCACUUCAAGUUACACAAUUUUCGGUUCGGACAACCGAUUCAGCACCAUAUAUUAAAAAUAAGACUCGAUUCAGCGCCAUAUUUUUGAACCUGAAAUGUCCAUAUUAACAAAUCCACAUCAGGAAAGUUUACAUAUCUUGGCAUAAAUAGAAUCCUAAAAAUUCUUACAAAAUUUAAAUGGCAUAUAUACAAAAAGAGAACAAACAUAUAUAUGUAUAUAUACAUCAUUUUAAAGGUACAAUAUUAAACAACCCCACUGAUUAAGGUAACUAUUUUUAAUGUUUAUCAUAUGUUCUCCUAUUCUUACCCUAACUGGCUUUGUGGUCUUACCAACAUAUUGAAGACCACAAGUAUAUGUAAGAAGAUAAAUAGCAUUACGAGUAUUACAUGAUAUUGGAUUCUAUUUUUUUUACCUCCGAUUUGUGACCAAAGAAUAAAGGUUAUGAGUCUUUUUAUUUUUGAUAGUAGUAUCUUUGCAUGCUCUACAAUUACCACAAAUAAAAAACCUUUAUUACUAACUCCCAAAAAUCCAUAUAGUUACCUUUUUAUCUUUAUGUAUACAACUUUUAGUUAAUAUUUGUCUAAUGGUUUUAGCGCCCCUAUAAACUACUUUAGGUUUAUUUUCUAUAAAACGGUUCAUAUCCUUAUCUUGUCUUACAAUAUGCCUUUGCUUAUUCAGGAUUAUCCUAAAAAGUUGACUCUGGCCUUUGGGGAUAUUCCUCAACCACGGUUAGAAUAAUGACAACUCGCCAUAUUUAUAAAAUUCUUACCAUCAAUUUUCAUUAAAAACUGUUUUAAUACAAGUAUUUUCUAUAAAAAUAUCUAAAUCUAAAAAAUUUUAUGGGGCUAAUGUCUUGUGUUAAUUUUAUGUCCAACUCAUCAGAAUUUAAAAAUGUAAAAAUGAAUAAAUCUCCUUUCCAAUUUAAAAAUAAAUAUUGUCUAUAUAUCAUUUGUAGAGGACCAAGUACACCUAUGUAACCCUAGCUAACUCCUAACCUAGCCUAGCUAAAGUGUAGCAAACCUAUUGCCCUCACCCUGCCUAACCCUUACACUAGGUAACUCUAACUUACUUUAGCUAAUCUAACUAAAUCUAGCAAACCCAAACUAAUUAUGACUAACCGUAACCUUAACAAUGCAUUGUUUAUUAGAUGGCAUUCAGGCUGAUUGAUUGCUGUGAGAGCCAAUCACAUUGUUGACAAGCCUUUAAUGACACCUAAGGCUUGCCACCACAGUGGUUGAUUCCCAAGAUGAUCAGGCAGCAAUUAAUCACUAUUACUGGAUUUCCUCUUACCCUAGCAAACCCUAGCCUUCACCCAGGCUAGCCCGACGCUAACUAACUCUAACACUAUCUAUUCUUAACAUUAGCUAACCCUAACUUGACCUAUCUAACUUGAAUGAAACCCAGCAAACCCUAACCCUACUCCAAACAAUAGCAAUGCUCUGUUUAGUAUAUUGCUGCCUGGAUGAUUGAUCACUGUGAGAGGAAAUCACAGUGAUGACAAGCCUUAACUGACAGCUAAUCAUAAUCAUUCCGAGGGCAAUCAAUCACUAUAACUGCGCUGCCUUAAUGCUGGGACGGUCUAGUAAUAGCUCAGAGCAGAGGCUUAGAGGAACAGCAUGGUACAUGUACCAUUAGAUCUGGAGGUCCCUGCGAUGGCUGCCAGUGAUAGGCAUGUGAUUUCUGAGGCCCGCUGUCCUGGUGAUCAUAUGCUUGCAGGAACCUCUUGUAAGACAUCCAGAAACAGCCAUAUAUCACCAUUCAUUGUAAGACUGACUUAAAAAGCACUCAGCCAACAAUGUAUGUUUCAUGUCCUUGGACACUAAGUGCAUAAUGACACUUGAUGUGCUCUGAACGUCCAUUGUCAUUAACGGAGUACAGCACAAAUACCAGUUACUGCAAUACAAUGUGCAGCACUACGUUUCUUUAAUUUUUAUAUAAACCUGUACCAGUAAUGAGACUCAUAUAUAAAUAAAAGAUAGAUAGGUAGAUAGAGAUGUAUUAAUUGAUGUGAGAGCCAUUAAUAACUACUAUUAUAUACACCUUAGCAAUCCCACCUUCUAUUAUGCAAUAUGGCAACACAGUGGCUGCACACGUGGCAAACUUAUAUCAGGGCUCAUCCUGGAAGAGCUUCCCAGACCUUCAAACCCAAUACCAAUACCAAGUACCAGAGAAAGCCAUUUUUUCCUAUCUCCAACUCAAGUCGUAUCUGCAGACCACAACGCAGACACUACUAUCUCCCACCUUAAACAAAUUCGAAUCUCUAUGCCUUGCCCCACUAUAUACCAGGUACUCCUUACAACAUAUUCUAGUCAGGAUUACACGUACAUGGUAGCAUGGCACAAGGAGCUAGAUAAAACCUUUACCACAGGGCAAUGGCAAGAGGCAUGUAUGGUGCACAAGGGAACCACGGCAUGUACGACACAUCUAGAACUAAUCCGCAAAUUACAAUACCGAUGGAACCUGGUCCCAGCAAAGCUAGUGCACAUCUAUCCUGGCACGUCUAAUACAUGUUGGAGGUGUCAUGAUGCCGUUGGCACCAUUUACAAUGUUUGGUGGCAAUGCCCAAAAUUACGGGAAUAUUGGGACCUGGUUCAGGAAAUAACACAUAGAACUCUGCCAAUACAUAUACCCCUCACCCUAGAGUUAUGUCUACUAUUUAUGGUCCUGAAAAGGCUACCUAUCAUUGAUCGUACAUUACUAUUCCACAUCAUCAUUGCUGCUAACACCUUACUUGCUAGGAGAUGGAAAACGACAAUCAUACCCACAAGGGAUGAAUUGUUGCAGCAAAUAUCUACCUGGACAUACGAGCUCAUGGUGAACUCACAAAUUAGAUCUUCCACGGCUACACUACUCGCCGGGGACAGAUGGAAGCAACAAUGGGCAGCGCAGACAUAACCAACAUAAUGGGUAUUAAUAAUUUGGUCUCUCUCCUUCUCACCACAAACUGCAUGGGUACCUCACCCAGUCUCCACACACCACAUCACAGUGUAAUCUCUCCCAAACGACUGUGAAUUUCUCAUGCUAUACAGUGAAACCGUCCUGAUCUUACGGCAAUGUCUGAGGUGCAAUUGUCACUAUGUGGUCCCCAUGUGGGACAGCCAAACAAUGUAUCCCCAAGCAUACCUAGAGGGGAAGAGGCACAUUAUCAGACAUGGGGAACCCCGAAUCACAUGUGAAUGUUAUACGAACCGAGAAUAGCUAACUCUGUCUAGUGUGAGGACGCACAAUUGAAACUGUAACACGGGUUAUGCAUUAUGUAUCACUUGUCAUAUAUGGACUUAUGUUUUCUCCCCCCCCCCCCUUUUUUUCUUUUCUGUAUCACCUUAUGUUAUGAAAAGACAAAUAAAAAUUGUAAACGUCAGUACUGUGCCAUUUAUUAACAUUAUUUGUCAAGGGGAGGGAAUAGCUGCAUUUCACUGAAUAGUUAUGCUAUAGAGCACCAAUUAGUUAUGGUGUCUUAUGUUAGUGAAUAAUCUCCAGAAUAAAGGAGAUUUAUGAAUCCUAAUUAGGAUACAAUGACAUUUUUCACUGCAUACAGCAGACCUCCUCUUGGUCUGGUACCAUUCAUAAAGGCUUAUGAAUGAUGCGUGAAGAACACCCGUGUAAAAAUGGGGCUCUAAAGAAAACUCUAGGAUGUGAAGGGAAUUCUCCAAACGGAUUAAUCGAAAUCGCUCUUAAUUUUAUUUAAUCCUUAACAUAACACAGCUGCAAUAUUCUUCAUCAGGAUUUCCAAGCAUUCCAUACAGAGAUAAAAGGUGUCACAGGUACUGAGAAGAGGAGAGGAUGUGUAGAUGGAGUAAAGAUAAAAUAGAAAUGCGGUAAUAAGUAUAACAUCCUGCUCUAAUCAUAGCAUCAAGUCAAAAGCAAAGGUACAUGCCGGCAUCAGUGCUUUAUUGAUUGAGAACGACGUGGUACCUUUACAAAAUAACACUUAUAAGUAGUGGUAGAGGUUUUUCACAGCAUUAACCAUAAGAAUAGAAUGUCAUAUAUGUUUCUUUAAAAAAAAAAAAAAAAAACAGCUAAAGGAAUACACUAGAUAGAUGGAUAAUGGCUCUGUGGUUAUGAAAUCGCUAAAUAGAUAUUGACUGAGUUAGUAUAGAACCCAUUUACUUGUUGCCACCUUGAAAAACCACAUUAAGGUUAAAAUAUGUGCAGAUAAUGGAUACUGGCAAAUGCCAUCCAGUAGACAGUCAAGACACACACACACACAAUAAGUACAAAGCACUGGAAUAAAUGACUUAUAUAGACAAAUGAAAAUACAUUAUAGAAAUAAUGGCUCACUGUUAUAAUGUAAGGAAGGGAUGUAUUGGGAUCCCAUUUUUCAGGUUGGGAAUAACUGAUACUACCUGCCCAUGAUAUAAAGAGGGGUAGAUUAGGAAAUAUGACAGUAACAGGCACUGAUAAAUAAAUCUGGGAUACCCAAAAUAAACCAUAUCCUCCAGCACACCAAUUCAGCUGUAUGUUUAUAGAGAGCAUGGGAUUCUGAUUAACUCUGGACCAUCCAUUCUAUCACCUAAAUUUUCUAGAAAUGUAAACUACAUUUUUGAGUUUUAAAAAUAACUUAUUACGUGUGUAUUGCAAAUCCAGUGACCUAGAAUCUUUUCUGUUUUAGUUUGCAUGGUAGUACACAUGGUAGGUCCUAUAGACUGUAAGCUCAUUUAAGUAGGGUCCUCUUCAACCCAUUGUUCCUGUAAGUUUUUGUAAUUGUCUCAUUUGUUGUUAUAUCUCCCCAUCUGAUAACAUUGUAAAGCGCUACGGAAUAUGCUGGCGCUAUAUAAAUACCAGUAAUAUUAAUAAUAAUAGGUAGCACCUAAAAGAGAAUUAGCCUUAAUGUAACAUGCAGGGUUUAUAAAUAGUAGGUUGCCCCUGUAGUGGCCCCUUAUGUACUAUAAUUUAAAUGCAUUCUUGUUCUGAAAAGACCAAAGUUAAAGGGUCACUCCACUGCCCAAAUACAAAAUAAAUAAAAAUAAUUGCUUAGUACAUAUACGCCAAAGGAAAACGUGUAUGCAUUUGAUUAUGCAUUUUUUUUAAUUGGAGGUAAAGCUAAAAACAGCUUGCAAAAGCUGCAACGCUCUUGUCUGCUUCCUGUGCAAGUCCUCCCCUUCAUCCCCAGGCCAGACCUUCUGAGGCUGUCCAAUCACAGACUUCCUAAUGCAGCUCAAUGAGAAGUCUUUGCAAGGCAGGAGCUCUGAGCAAUUGCUGCCUCUUGUGAGUCACAUGACUUGUUGUCUGACAGCCAGGGGGUGUAUUUAGGUUAAUUUAUAAAAGUGAAGAAAAUUUCCAAUUAAAUCUGCUCUUAAAAAAGAGGAUGCACUCUUCACACAUAAAGCUUUUCAGCAAGCUAAAGUGCUUUAGGGGUCUGGAGUGUAAAUUUAAGGCUCUAACCAAGGCAAUUACCGUACUUGUGAGAUUGCUAGUGGCCUCCUCAAAACUAAAGUGGAAGAGUCUCUAUGGACUGAUAUAUUGCAAGCCUGGGGCAUCACAUACAGCUGCUUCUGCAGGAAAUCUAUUUUAAUUUUGAAAGAGAUACAGCAGGUUAAAUGCAUAGUAUGGAAGAGUAACUUUUCUUGGAUGUUUGGGAUCAUCUCUUCCACACCACAUGUAUGUAGGUUCAACCCACACAUAUUUCUGCAGACUUCGUGGAACCUUCGGGGACCUGAUCUAGAUCACUGUCAUACAGAUGUUACUUUUAUGCUGUUCUGCUUCCAUCUCGGCAUUUUUGGGAUUUGUUCUGUACCUGUUACUUUUAUAAUGUUGAGUUUUCCUUUGGUUGACGUCUGCUUGGGAACCAAUAAAUGCUGGCAGAAUACAUUGCCCUUGAUACAGUGCCUGCAUUUGGGGGGGGCCCAAGGGGGGACAUGGCCUGAUGUAGGGGUACCUUGCGAUGCCACUGUUUGCAGUCUGUAGUUAAUUGCUCACAAGCUUUGUACCUGUUGAAGUAGACAGAAACCCAUUUUGUCAGUGCAACUCAUGAGCGUGUGAGUAAUCCUGAGUAUAAUAGGAAUUUAUAAUACAUUUACAUGAAGUUUAAGGCCUGUGCAAACAGGGAUUGAAAGAAAUAAAAAUGUGAUUUAAACAUUGCACCUCCAGAAUUAUCGCAACUGUGAAGUAAGACCAUAAAUGACAUGUGAAAUUAACAUUAGGACUAGGGCUUGUGGCUGAAACCAAGAUACAUAAGCGUUAAAAGCCUUGUAGAAAGGUGGACAUGAUAGACCACUGGUAAAGUGCAGUUUCUAUGUUUUUUAUUUUUUUUUCCUUCAACACUAACUGUGUUAUGAAGAAGCUGUUACUUAUCUGGAAUUACGCUGUCGGGAAAAACAAAAAUUCAACACCAUUUAUAACUUGUAAUGCUCCAUCUUCAUGCGAUGCUCCAUCUUCUUUUAAAUAUAUAUUAAAGGAACCCUGCAGGCAACAUAAAAACUUAAUCAGAGUGAAGUUGUUAUGGUGCUAGGAAGUCUCUGGAGCCUACUUUCCAUGGAGGUUUAACUUCAAAGUGUUAAAUCUGGCACCAGUUAGCUCUGUCCCUCUCCUUCCACUUUUUCCGGGCCUUAAUUGAGGAAGCCUCAGACAGGGGUGCCACUGAUUGGCUUAAAGCAGCGAUGUGAUGACAAACAUUUUUGAGCCCGAGUGCCCAAACCACAAUACAAACCAACUUCUUUUUUUCAAAGUGCAAACACGGCAAUUAAACCUGAAUACUGAGUUUUAAGUUUAGAAAAAACAACUCAUACAGUUGUCCGAACUAAUUAACAUAUUUUGUUUUAAAAGAAGAACGCAACAACAGAGAUAUUGGGAGGGGUAGUAUUGUGGGGAUUGGGGCUUUAGUGUGAGUUUAAUAAAAGCAGUAUUGUGAGGGGCUUUAGGUUGGGGAGGAUAUGAACAGUAUUGUUGGGGAUUAAAGGACCACUAUAGGCACCCAGACCACUUCGGCUUAAUGAAGUGGUCUGGGUGCCAGGUCCAGCUAGGGUUAACCCAUUUUUCUAUAAACAUAGCAGUUUCAGAGAAACUGCUUUGUUUAUAAAUGGGUUAAUCCAGCCUCUAGUGGCUGUCUCAUUGACAGCCGCUAGAGGCGCUUCCGCGCUUCUCACUGUGAUUUUCACUGUGAUUGUGAAUGCUUUCCUAUGGACUGGCCGAAUGCGCGCGCGGCUCCUGCCGCGCAUGCGCAUUCAGACGAGGAGGAGGAGAGUCCCCUGUCCAGCGCUGGAGAAAGAGGUAAGUUUAACCCCUUCCAGCCCCUAGAGCCCGGCGGGAGGGGGACCCUGAGAGUGGGGGCACCCUCAGGGCACUAUAGUGCCAGAAAAACAAGUAUGUUUUCCUGGCACUAUAGUGGUCCUUUAAAGCUUUAGUGGGAGGACUGGGGACAGUAUUGUGGGCAGAUACACAUAUAAUGAAACACACUUAGAAACACUGAGCCACACAAACAACCACAGGCACAAUCUCACACACUAACAGACAUUCUCAAACACUCAGCAAAAAACAAAAACAAAAAAAAGUGUUUUUUUUGUCAUCCAGUCUCCUUACCUUUAGGAGCACUAGGGUGGAUCCACAGUACCCUGGUGGCCAGUGUGGGCUGCUUCUGUGCACCUCUAAAAGGAGCUCUGAUCAAUAUGAGCGCUCUUUGUAUAGCUCCCUUGCACGCCCUGGGCCGGGAUGCCAGCUGUGGCAUGUGUGCCAUCGGUCCGCCAUUGCUGGCUUAGAGCAUCAGUUGAUGAUCUAAGCCAAUCAGUAGCUCCCCAUCCACAAAAUGGCCUAAUAAAUAUGUAUGUAUGGCGCCUCAGGCCAAGGCUGUCUGAGACUUCCUCAUUCCAGCCUCAGACAAAAGUGGAAGGGGAGGGGCAGAGCUAUCUGGCGCUGUAUUCAACACUUUUGGGGUUAAACCAAUCAUUAACUGUUUAACCUCUAAAGGUAGCCUAUGCCGUUGUUAUGGUGAUUGGAUUGUUCCUUUAACAAACUUAGCUGUGGUGUCACAAUCCAGUUCAGUCUGACACAGUGAAGGAAGAGAAACAUGAACAUUGUUUAAUUUCUCCGCUUUUUUGUUUGCUUUCUGUAUGUUGAUUGGUGGAUGCACAUAAAGGAGCUUGUAACAAAGGCUGACAGAAAUAGUGAAACUUUCUAUUACAACUAUUAUCCUAAAAUUUGCAAUUCUCUUGCGAGUUCUCCACAGUCCCUGGCAUAGUUAAUAAUCUUUGAAUAUGUUUUAUUUUCAGUGUGUCUGAGAAACCUUUUCAAAAUGAAUCAUGUUGUGAUGACAGUCAUAAACAUUCUCAGGAAAAAACAGAAAAAAUAGUAUACUGCGGUACUUAACCAAAGGGUAAUAUAUUCCAAUCACUGCUGCUCUAUUGCUUAGAUUCUUCUGUACAUUUUGGCUCUGUACAUUUAUUAUUAGAUAAAUACGAACAGAAAUGACUGAGUCAUGAAAGGCAUUAUGCUUUGAGAAAUGGGUACUGAAUGUUUGCUGUUUGCAUUGUAUUAAAUGUCGGGGGCAGAGUGUAUUUCGCAUGAUCAUUAGUACCAGUGCCAGAUGAAGAGCCCAGUGGGCCUGGUGCUGAAAAUUAUGAUGGGGCCUAAUUACAGAAUCUUAUCAACCAAAAACACUAAAACAGUCAUACCUCUCAAGCGUCAUGUAUCUGAUGGAGUUAGUGCUGGAGGGAAACUCAAAGGAUGCAGCUAUAAGAAAACAUACUCUAUACUAAUCUCUUUAUCUAAUUUAUGCUUUCAUCUUUCAAGUAAAUCCACACCCCCUAACAACAGUGUCCAGUGAAGCAGGAAGUCAAUGGGCGGGGUAAAAGGGUUGGCCACUCACGCAAAUCACGUGACAGAACUGCCAAAAGGGCGAACAUGCCCAAAAAGGGGGCAUGUCUGUCCAAAGAAUUGGAAGGCCAGCUUGGCAUCAGUGUCCCUAUGUAUCACAGUUGUCAGUGUCCCCAUGUCACCCAGUCCCCUAGUCUCCCAGUGUCUGUGUCCCCAUUUCUCCAAAUGUCCCCAUGUCUUUGUGUAUCACUAGGAUACUAGGGGACACUGAGAGACCCGGGGACCCUGAGACAUGGGGACACUAGGGACACUGGCUGGGAGACAUGGGGACACUGAGAUAUUGGCUGGGAGACAUGUGGACACUGGGAGACAUGGGACCACAGACAUCUUGGGACAUUGGGAGACAUGGGGACACUGAGACAUGGGACACAGACAUUGGGAGACUAGGGGACACUGGGAGCCAUGGGCACACUGACACUAGGGACACUGGCUGGGAGACAUGGAGACACUGUGUCCCUAGUGUCUCCAUAUGUCUCACAGCAUCCCCAUGUGUCUCAGUGUCCCCAUGUGUCUCAGUGUCCCCAUGUGUCUCAGCGUCCCCUAGUGUCUCAGCGUCUCUUAGUGACCCAGUGUCCCCAAGUGUCUCAGUGUCCCCAUAUCUCCCUGCAGCUUUUCCCCCCAUUCUUCACAUACCUGAACUGUAGUCUGUCUCUGCAGGCUGGAAGCUGCUGUCUGGACUCUCUGUGCUGUGUAGCUGCUCCCCUGCGGAUCAGUGAGUAGAGAGAGGCAGGGAGAUGCUGUAACUCUUAUCCCUGCUUCUCUACAUACACAGUGACCCCUUACUGGCCGGUGCUGGUAUUGCAGAGUAAUCUCAGUUUAUACUGAGAAGGAUAUUUGUAUUGCCGGUAUUACUGCAAUACCGUCACGGCCAGGCAGCCUCAGAUACCGACUGUGCCUUAAAAUACCAGUCAGGUGGCAAACCUAAGAGUAGUGUGUAAAAAAAAAUUAAAAAAGUAAAUUUUUUUUUAAUAUAUAUAUAUAUAUAUGUAUAUAUAUAUAAACGGGCCUAUUCCAUGGGCCUGGGCCUGGGCCUGGAGCUGCAGCUCCAUCAGCCCCUAUGUUAAUCCGGCCCUGAUUAGUAACUUCAUGCAGUUUGUAUUUAGGAUCCAGGAACAUAGGUAUUCUGUAAUUUAAAAAAAAAAUGAACCCCUUAAUUUUUUCUAUGCACAAUUUUAACUGUUGCAAUUGAUAUUAGUUUAUUGCAAAUGCAUUUCAUUUGCAAAAGCUGCCCAGACAGCAGAGUCAGUGUUACUAUUGUAGGCCCAGCACUGCUGAGCUCUACAUAUCUCCCUGCACGGCCCUGUGUUGCUUACUGUGCAGGCAGAACCUCUGGCUGGGAGCACCUCUGGCUGGGAGCAGUUGUCUGCAGAUGCUCUACCCAAUCAGAAAAAGGAAGGAGGCAUUCAGAGGGGUCUGCACCUAUCCCGUAAUGCAGAUCUGUCUGGCAGCCCACCAGACCACCAUGAAAAUCGUUGGACCACUAGGUAAUGAAAUCAGAGCCUUCCUCACUGCAGAAAAGGAAACCUGGAGGGGGGCUCAGUUAAAGAGCAUACACAGUCACGUAUACACAUGCAGACUGAUAUACACUCACAGAUGUACAAGGAUACUCACGGCCACUCACACGUUUUCAGGCACAUACACAGUUAUACAAUGCUAGACAUGCACACACAAGUAACAAUACACACUGCGAGACACAAACUGAUUGUGUGUCUGUAUCUACCAACCUGUGUUUGUCUGUUUCGGUGUGUCUCUGUGUCUGUUUGUGUGUGUAUGUGUGUGAAUGUAUCAAAGGAUGUAUGUGCAUGCAUGUAUCAGAGUGUAUUUGUAUGUGUGGGUAUUAGUGUGUGUGAAUGUAUCAGACUGUGCAGACUGUGUAUGUGUGUGCAUGUAUCAGAGUGUAUUUGUAUGUGUGGGUAUGUGUGAAUGUAUCAGACUGUGCAGACUGUGCAUGUGUGUGCAUGUAUCAGAGGGUGUAUAUGUGUAUGUGUCAGAGUGUAUUUAUACAAGUGUAUAUCAGAGUGUGUAUGUGUGAGCUUAUAUUUGUGUGUGGCUCAGAUAUAUUGACGAUUGCUUCUUCAUAUGGAAAGGAGACCUUGGAUCCUUAGAGAGUUUUACAACUUAUCUUAACAACAACCAUAUCAUCUGAACUUCACUUUUAACCACUCUAAAGAACACAUUGAAUUUUUAGAUCUGGAUAUCUAUAUCAAAGAGGGACAAAUCAACACCAAGACUUUUAAGAAGAGUGUGGACUGUAAUAGUUUUAUUCCUUUUAACAGUCAUCACAAGUCAACAUGGUUAAGAAACAUACCUCAGAACCAGUUCAGGAGGGUAAGACGCAACUGCUCGAAUAAUGAAUUGUGUAAGUCACAAAUGGAAGAAAUGAAACAGAGAUUCCUGAAAAAGGGUUAUCCCCCAACGCUAUUAGAAGAAUCUAUGGAUAUAGCACUUACCACCCCAAGAGAGGAUACCUUAUGCAAUAAACCCAGCACCACAGAAGUAUCCAAUUCAGCACCCACCUUUAUCACUAAAUAUAAUCAUCAAUUUCAUACAAUACAGAAGACACUAAGGAAGCACUGGGGGAUCCUUAAGAAUGAUCCAACGUUAUCUAAAUUCCUCGACAAUCAACCUCAGAUUAUUUUUACUAGGGCACCCAACCUGCAACUUAUGCUGGCACCGACCACUAAACCUGAAAGUGCUGAUUUGGAUCAAGGUACCAUCAGUGGCUUCACAAGAUGCAAGAAGUGUCUAGCAUGUAGAAAUAAUCCAUCAUUAGAAGACACAACCACUGGAUUUAAAUCCCUCACUACUCAAGAGGAAUAUGAUAUCAAGACCAACAUGGACUGUACUACAUCAGGAGUCAUCUAUUUAAUAACAUGUCCAUGCCCACAACAAUAUAUUGGACAUACAAAAAGACCCCUCAAAAUCCGUAUUGCUGAACACAUUAGAAAUAUUAAGAAGGGACUUCCAACGCAUAAUCUUUCCAAGCACUUUAAAGAGAUACAUGGGGGAGACCCCACAGGACUUGCAUUUAUGCCUAUUGAGAAAGUGAAUACCCACUGGAGAGGAGGUAGCAUUGAUAAGGCUCUAGAUCAGACAGAAGCGAAGUGGAUUUUUAAGUUAGGGACUUUGGUCCCUAAGGGACUCAAAGUAGAUUUUGAGCUUAAUGCUUUCCUAUAAUAUAUAUAUAUGUUUUUUUUUUGUUUUGUUUUGUUUUUCACCUUUAUUUAUAGUCCCCCCUUUUUUUUUUUUUUUUUUACAGUGGUCCUUUAAAUAAUGCGCUAUCUACGCAUGCCAAAACAAAAAAUACAUUUAAAGGAUCACUGUAGGGUCAGGAACACAAACAUGUAUUCCUGACCCUAGAGUGAAAACCCACCAUUUAGGUGGCUUGCCCCCCCCCUUUUAGCCUCUUUAGAAUGGGUUAAAACUCACCUUAUUUUCAGCUCUCCACGGGUGCCCCGGCGCUGGCCCCUCCCCCUUAGUGACAUAAUCAGAAUUGCCGAUGUUAAAGGGACACCGUAGGCACUGUAUCUGCUUCAUCUCAUUAAACUGGUUAUAGUCAGGGCCGGACUGGGGAUACAAAGCAGCCCUGGAAAAAUAAUUUGUGCCAGCCCCAUAAGUCACUGUGCCAUAUAUUGUCGCAUGUAAUAUGUAAGGCUAUGUCUUGCCAGGACAGAUGAUUGAGUAAUAUAUAUAUAUAUAUAUAGCUUUUUCUAAUAUAAAAUAUUGGUCCUUUCAGGGUAAAAUGUUUAAUUAUACAGUAAGCAUACUCACAUGCAGACACAGGCAAUUUCACUGACAUCUCAAUGACACACACAAGUUCAUUGAUACACAGCCUCAUAGACAAACAAUCUUACUGAUAUACAUCAGCUCACUGACAUAAAAACACAAGCUCACUCACUAGCAGGCACACGCAUGCAAGCAAGCUCACUCACUAGCAGACGCACACACAGCUUAAUGUGGUGGUACUGGUGUCUAUAGCAUGUCACUACAGGCUUUUCAACGUAAACACUGACUUUUCAGAGAAAAGGCAGUGUUUACAUUGCUUCAAAGUGACACUGCUAGUGACAGUCACUCAGACGGUCACUAGAGGUGCUUCCUGUGUUAGUGCACCUACAUUCAGGGCCUCCACACUCUGUAGGUGCUGAACGUUCCCCAUAGAGAUACAUUGAUUCAAUGCAUCUCUAUGAGGAGAUGCUGAUUGGAGUGGCGUUUUGCAGCCAAUCCUAUGGCAAAGCAUUGGAUUGGCUGAGAUCAUCAAGCUUGAUGAUCUCAGCUAUAGAGGCAGGGCCAGUCGAGGGGAGACCAGCACGCUGCGUGGGGAAAAAAAAAGGUGAGCAAAAACACUAUUUUUAAACACACAUUUACACCAUGACAGACACAGAAACACACAUAUACCAUGACAGAUACACACCCCAUGACAGACACACACACACACCAUGACAGACCAUGACACAGACAGACACACACCAUGACACAGACAGACACACACACACCAUGAUGGACAGAUAGACACACACACACCAUGACAGACAGACACACACACACCCCAUGACGGACAGACAGACAUACACACACACCCCAUGACAGACAGACACACACACCCCAUGAAUGACAGACAGACACACACACACCCCAUGACGGACAGACAGACACACACCAUACAGACAGACACUAUGACACAGACAGACACACACACACACACACAAUGACACAGACAGACAGACACAAACACCAUACAGACAGACACCAUGACACGGACAGACAAACACACACAACAUACAUACAGACAGACAGACAGACACCAUAACACAGACAGACACACAGAACAUACAUACAGACAGACAGACAGACACACACACACCAUGACACGGACAGACAGACACACACACCAUACAGACAGACAGACACCAUAACACAGACAGACACAUUACUAGUACCUGACACCAGGGGGAGGUCUGCUGUCGGCUGCUGGGGAGGUCUUCUGGCGGCCGCUGGAGGACUUGUCCUGGCGGCCACUGGGGAGGUCUUCUGGCGGCCGCUGGAGGACUUGUCCUGGCGGCCGCUGGGGGAGCUCCGCUGUCUGUGCUCUCCCGCCCUCGCGCGCUGCUGAAUGAGACCGGCGCCGGAAUAUGACGUCAUAUUCCGGCGCCAGUCUCAUUCCGCUGUGCGCUGGGGAGCAGAGUCAGCACAGCUCACCCCAGCGGCCGCCAGGACAAGUCCUCCAGCGGCCGCCAGAAGACCUCCCCAGCGGCCGCCAGGACAAGUCCUCCAGCGGCCGCCAGAAGACCUCCCCAGCGGCCGACAGCAGUCCCAGGUGUCUGCCCGGCCCCAGGAGCCGACGGCCCACCGGGAAAUUUCCCGGUAUCCCAGUGGGCCAGUCCGGCCCUGGUUAUAGUGUCUGGAGUCCCCUGGUGCCAUCAUUUCUUUCAGCAUUAAACUGUUUUUAAUGUUGUAAUGUUUUAAUGCUAAACAAGAGACCCCUGCAGUCCAUCCCCUCUGUGCUGCUUUGGCUAAUAAGGAAGUAUUACCCUGAGCAGCAAUGGGCAGCUGUGAUUGGCUGAGAGUGACAGCUGACUGCUUUUAGCCUGUCAGAGCUCCAACUGACGGUAUGAAUGGGUAUGACAACAAGGAAGUGUGUAAUCUCUGCCUUAGCUACACAUACAGAAGUGGCUGGACUGUGGGUGGCCAGGCACUCUUAUUUCGUGGCAUACUGCACAAACAUGGUGCAACACUGAAUGGAGGGACAGUGCCAGGGCACUCCAGGCAUUAUAACCAAUUCAAAGAGAUGAAAUGGUUAUAUCCCUCUAAGCCACUAUAAUACUUUCCCAUGGGGAAAGCAUUGGAUUGGCUAAAUUAGACGAGGGGGCGGGGCCAAACACUGUUUUGGCCAAUCAGCACCUCCUCAUAGAGAUGCAUUGAAACAAUGCAUCUCUAUGAGGAAAAUUCUGCGUCCCCAUGCAGAGCGUGGGGCGUUGAACAGCAGGACUGUUUACUGUGCAGCCCUGAGCCAGGAGGCCCCACUAUGAGGUGUCCCUAGGGGCAAUGUAAACACUGCCUUUUCUCUGAGAAGACAGUGUUUACAUGAAAAUUCCUGAAGGGAGCUAUUAACUCACCAGAAUAAAUACAUUAAGCUGUAGUUGUUCCGGUGACUAUAGUGUCCCUUUAAAUAUUACUUUCCAGGACACCCAAAAUACUUGGAUUCUGAGGGUGGGUUUUUUGCAAACCACUUGAUAGUGAAGGAGUUAAUGUGUAUCAAGAGUUACAUGUUUACAUCAGCAAAGAGCUACAUAGGUUGGUUGGUAUUGAUGAGUCACAUAACUAACUACAUUAGUUAUUGAUUUGUAGGACAUAUUGAUGUAUGCUGUCUCAUAUGCUGGCUUUUAAAUGCAGAUCCCAUGUGGUGCACUAAUAAUACUGGGAAAAUGUUUUUUCAUGUUAUAACUACAUUUUAUUCCCUUUUAAUUCUUUAUGUAUAUGAUUUUUCUAAUAUAAAAGAGAAGCCAUUAACAGUAUUAAUAUUGUAUUGUUAGACCACAUAUUGUUAAAAGAUGAAUCAUGUCUCCUGAUUCUUACCAAAAAAAAAAAAAUUUGGAGGGCAUACAGAGACCUAUAGACACAUUAAUAUGGAAUAAUAAAUGGCACACGCUGGCCAGAAACAUUUUAAACAGAUCUAAGGUUGUGGGUGGCCUCAAUGGUCUGAAUCUCUUAAUGUACUAUGAUGCAGCUCACAUUGCGCAGAUCUUGAUGUGGCAUGCUCCCCUUGCAGACGGGAUGUGGGUGGAUAUAGAUUGUAGUCUGAUUUCUUUCAUUCUCCCAAUGUUUAAAUUUGCGUGGGUUGAUCUCAACCUGCCUUGCUUCAUGCUUCUUGCCUGCUAUACUGACUUCUUUAAGGGGACAAUGUUGACACUGUAAUUGCUUCAUCUCAUUGAAGUGGUUAUAGUGUGUAGAAACCCCUGGCACUGUUUUUUACGUUUAGCAUUCAACCAUUUUUUAUGUUUUAAUGCUAAAAAAGAGUGUCCAGCAGCCCAUCCCCUCUGUGCUGCUUGGGUUAAUGAGGAAACAUUAACAUGAGCAGCAGCAGACAGCUGUGAUUGGCUGAGAAUACCAGCUGACCAAUUUUAGCCUAUCACAGCAUCCGUUGCUGGGAUUAUUAUUUUAUUAUUUAUAUAGCGCCAGCAAAUUCCGUUGCGCUGUACAAUGGAUGCAUUUUAUAUGGCUUGAAAUAAGUGUGUAAUCUCUGUCUUAGCCAUACCGCCAGUGGGGGCCAGGCUAUGGGUGGUCAGGGACCCUUAUUUAGUGUUACACUGCUCGAACAUGGUUUAACUUUGAAUGGAGGAACAGUGUAACGGUACUCCAGGCACUAUAACUAAUUCCACCAGACUCCCUUUAAGAAUUUGUCAUCGGGUUGGUGUAAGUUUUCACUGGCUUCUUCUCCCUCCCGUUUUACUCUGGUUUUAAGGAAUAAAACUUUUCCUUCAGGCAUGUGCCCCUAGGACUUUAAAAAUUUGGAAGAUUCAGAAGUCCCGAGAUAUUUGCAUUUGAGGAGAAGUCCUUCAUUAGUAAGUUUCCCUGAUUUACAACGUAUUUCCCCUUAAUCCAAGAAAGACUUCUAUUGUUAUAUGUACAGUUUAUUGAUUAUUUCCUAAUUUGUGGAGGUUCAGAAAGUCUCCUUAACUGCCCCAACAGUGUUUGAAGAUUUAUGUUUCAGAAGGUAUGUUUCUCUUUAACAUAUAUUCAUAUCUGUUCAAAUUCUACAGUAUGGGGUGCUUUAGAUUAUGUUGGGCAGUGAAAGCGUGCCCUGGGAGAGAAACUGAAGGGCAACUCUUGGGAAGACUUUUGGAGGCAGCUGCUAAGGUGUCAAUAUGUAUUGUCUCUCAAGAACAGAUCUAUAAAAUUUUGUUUAGGUGGUAUACAACAGCAGUGCAGCCCUUUAAAAUGGAAAAGAUGAAUUUGGACUGCUGCUGAAGGCUAUGUGGUCAAAGGAGAAUGCACCUCCAUAUGUAGUGGUCUUGCCACCUGGCUGUGACGGCUGCAGGGAAAUUAGAUCUGUCUGUGUAGGGUCUCGUGGAAUCCUCCAGAAACCUUAAAGUCGACUCCUGGCAGUUGAAGCGCCAGAAGCAGAAGAUGAUCAGCUGGAAGAAGAUGGCUGCACACGCAAUGGACAGUUUCAGGUAAGUAAAAACUCGCAUUUACCUGCCCCUGGCAUACAGAACCCUAGUGGCGGUGUCACAAUCUAGAACGUCUUUGAAAAUGAUGCAAAGUCCCCAGACAGUGACAGUCCUGUUUUAAUAGAGCCUGACACAGUGCUAAUAGGGGUAGCAGAAAAGUUACACAAUAAAUUAAAUUUAGUAACUGGGUUAACAUUUUCCACAAUGGCAAAAGGUUCUGGCGUAAGUGAGUGGGGUCCAUAAGAAACCAUGGAACAAUUUGUUUCAGGGGAGUGAAAUACAAUGGCAAGUGAGACCAGGCGUAAAGUCUUGCUAGGUUAGAAGAGCCAUGCAAAUGAACCUUUCCGGUGCCACAGUGAUGUAUGACCUCUCCAAAUUAAUUUAGGCUUUUCUAUAUCCGGUAGAAAGUUUUCUGUGUUAUAUUUGUCUUAUAGUGCAAAGCUCUGUUUAUCUCUCAUGUUUAAAUGACUGCACCAUUUAAAUAGAUUUUUCUAUAUCUACAACAAUUCCAUCUUUCUUCUCUACACCAUAAAUUGUAGGGUAUCCCUUUUCAAUAUCAGAGUUUCAGUGUAUGUAACUUAUCCUGAACCAAUGCAGUGAAAAUAUCAUAUUUCAAAUAUUCAGGGUCAUUGUUAAUAUAACAAUAAGCACUUAUUUUGCUCCCACAAAAUGCAAUCUAUUAGCUGAAUAUGCACAAUGUAACUGGUCACAUGUCUGAGACAUGUAUAAAUGCCCAGGUGUGUAGGACUGGUUGUAAAGGAUUUUGUUCACACUAUGCUAAGGCAAUGUUUUGAAGCACUCUUGAGAAAUGCAUCUGUUAAGAUGAAACACCACCUGACCUUAGUAGUGUAUGAAUAAAUUCUUAAAUAAGCCCUUAUUGAGUGGUUAUCGAUAUAACUCACUCUAAUUGCUGGACCCUUAGAAGCUGGCUUCUUUUUCUACAGGGUAAAUGGCAUUUAGGUGACAAGGUGUGAAAGAGAGUCUAUAGAUCAGAUGUUUGUGCAGCAGAAACUGCGCAAGAAGGCCCUAAAAUGGUUUUCUAGUAAGAUGGUCAGGCAACCUCUGAUUUGGAGUUCUGCCUAUGCUGCCCUACCCCCCAUUAAAAAAAAGAUGCUUGAUGGUUAAGGGACAGUCACUUAAUGUUAAUUUUAUUCACAGAUCAAGUGAGAAGUGACCAACAGAGGGGAGGAAAGGAGGAGCAGUAAAAUAAAUUAAUUUAAAUUAUAUAUAUAUAUAUAUGUGUGUGUGUGAUAUCUUGAUGGAGAGCACUCAAAGGACUCAAAAUUUAUUUCAAAUAGUGCUUUUUAUUUAAGCAUCAAAUCUUUCCAUACAGAGUGUCGAUUUUUCAGUCCCACUGGACUUUUAUCAAGACUAACUGUGAGUGCGGGACACGUGGGUUUGUAUAUAUAUAUAUAUAUAUAUAUAUAUAUAUAUCCUCCUUUUCCCCUCUUUUGGUUACUUUUUUUUCACUUGAUCAGUUAAAGGGACAUUAUAGUCAUCAAAACAUGAAGCAUUUUUGGUGUACAGGUCAUGCUCCUGUAGUGUCAAUGCUCAAUUCCAUGGAGAUGCCGAAUGUCGAGACUUUGCAGAACUACAUCCAGGAAGUCCCUUUAGUGCCUGUCCAAGUGGCAGUCACUAGAGGUCGUAUUACACAGCAAUGUAAACACUGCCCUUUCCAUACCACCCAACAAUGCAGCUGGUAAAAUUGGGAGUGGACUGGGCUCAGAGACGGCAUGGACCAUAUCUUUGCAUUAAGCUGUAGUGUUCUGGUGCUUAGAACGUCCCUUUAAAUUGGUGGUAAAGCCACGAUGGAUUGUCAUUUAAAUAAGUGAUACUCACGUUAUAACUGUCUUCCUAAUAACAAACUCCCAACUCAGGCCACAAAUCAAGCCACUUCUUUCCAGAUAUGAAUUUAAUGGGCAUUGAGUACAUGAUUCGAGAAGGAAAUAGGUACUUUGACAGAAGGACAGAAAUUGUAUUAUCAUUAUUAGCCCUUGCCUUAAUAAAUAAUGAGAUUGAAUGAGCACUUUUCUGUGGAUGUCAACGUACAGCAAGUUAAAUUUAAUUAUUCAUGUAGCAAUGAUGGUGAGGUUACGUCACAGGUCAAUUUGAAGCAGAAAUAGAUUGUGUUUGUUUCUUUUAUCUUAUUACAUGGCAAAUGUUGCUUGUCAGCAAUGCUGAUGAAAAGGUUAGACAUUAUGAGGUUAAAUAUGUUAGAGGUGGAUUAAAGGGUGAAAACAGGAGAAUUUUCUCAACACACAUAUUCAUUAAUAAUGACAUAGCUUAAUAUUGUAUGAAUAUUAAUGGGGAGACUUUAUUUUAGAAAAUGGGAAAUAUUCACUUUACAUUUAAAAAAAAUAAAUUCUUUAUUUUAUUGUGCAUAGUAUAACAAACAAGUCUGCAAUAAAAUGAGAGAGGACGGUGGUUGCGCACACAGUAAAUGAUAUCUUUAGUCUAGGAUGGAGCCCCUAGAUUCUGAAAACAUAAGAAACCAUCAUAGGGCAAUAUAUCUUAGACUUAAAUAAAAUGUUAAGAAAACUUGGAAAACUCACAAUAUUUAGAGCCUAUCAGAGUUGGCUCUAAACUUUUAAAGCAGGUUUAUCAAUCUGGUGCAGAUAACGUAGUAUAAAUCCAUUGGUAACCAUCAAACGUCUUCUUAAUGUAGAAGUCAGGAACCAGGAUGACCAGAUAAGUAAAAAGUGAAUACUUUAAUUAUAAAACAAAUAAAAAUACAGCACAACGCGUUUCGACCUAGUGCAAUAGGUCUUCCUCAGGUGCAUAAUAAGACAGUCAAACAGCAUGCUUAUAUACCAUACAUAAUCAAUAUAAUUACGAGUAAAACCUUUACAGCUGUAAAGUCCGUCCUUAACUCCAUAUAUGGAGUGUUUCCGGCAAGAAACGGCAUGUAUAUGCCUCCUCCAAGAUGGCCGCCGUGUAUUGUUCCUCAUACAGGUGCGCGCGACCUUCCCAAAAUGGCCGCGCGUCAUCUCCGUGUAAUUGCAUUAUGUCACUUCCGGUUUCCUCUUCCUCCGGUCACGUGGUACAUCUUCCGAUCACGUGAUACCGGAAGUGGCGUAAGCAGCAUGUAAUUAUAUCGUUGGUGCAAGGGAAUGUCAAUCAAAUCAUUCCCAGUUCGUAUUUUAGAUACAUAUUAGCAAGGAAGUGAGAGGUAAAAGGAGAAAGAGUUAUAUAAAACACCAAUCAUUUAUAACAUAGUAAAAACUUUAACAAUAAUAUAAUUAUAGGAGAAGUAAGUUCCUUAUGUCUUAAAAAUACUAAAUAAAUAUUAAAAAUAAAUGUGAAAUACAUAUAGAGAAUGAUAAUACCAUACAUGUCAAAGAAGAUUUAUAAAAUUGAACCAAUUUCAAAGUCAAUGUUAAGCCCCUUUGGGCAUAAUGUUUGGAGCUCAAAUAUCCAAUUUGAUUCUUUUUUAUUUAGGUUCUUAGCAAUACUGCCACCUCUCCAAUGAUUUUGUAUUUUAUGGAUGGCUGUAAAUUGUAAUUCUUUAGGAUUACAGUUAUGUCUUUCUAAAAAAUGACUAGAUACGCUAUGAUUUAAAAAUCCAAUUUUUAUGUUCCUAAUAUGUUCGUAAAUCCUAGUCUUUAGUGGUCUUGAGGUUUUUCCUACAUACUGUAAACCACAUGUACACUGUAGCAAAUAAAUAACAUUAGUAGACUCACAUGAAAUAAAAGAAUUGAUAUUAAAACUUUUUUUUGUUAUAUUCGAAAUAAAAUCAACUUUCUUUUUUUCAGUUAUAUGUGUAUUUCUACAGGCAUAACAAUUGCCACAAUGAAAAAAACCUUUUUGGGUUUCUGACCAUUUAGUUAAAAAAUUCGAAUUUUCAUUUUUAUUAUCCUUCUCUACAUAAUUUGAGGUUAAAAUUUGCUUAAAAUUUUUUGCCCCUCUAAAAAUGAACUUAGGUUUAUCCCCUAAAUAAUCCCGCAUUUCAUAUUCUUGUUGUAAAAUAUGCCAGUUCUUACUCACAAUUCUUUUUAAAGUGCUUGCAUUGCUACAAUAAUUAAAAAUAAGGGGAAUUUGUUUAUCCUGUUUUUUUCUAUCCUUACUCUUAUAAUUUAAUAAUUGUGAUCUCUCUAAAUCACUAAUGUAGCGGAUGGCACCAGGCGACCCUACAAAAAUACUGUAUAAAGCUGCAUCUGUGUAUCUGCUGUAUUUUCUGUGUAUUGAAAAAGAAUUGUAUUCCUCUGAUUGUUCGGUAGUUCAUUCCCUUAGUUUAUUCGAAUGAAACUACCGAACAACCAGACCUCCCUGUGUGAAGUGUGUCCUCAAUUACCCGUUGCAACAUUGUUGCGAACGGGUAAUUGAACAGUAAGUAGCCGUCCUUUGUUCUCGGGGGUGGCCGCCAUUCGACAAACGAACACGUGGCGGCGGCCAUUUUAAAACUCCCGAACAGCGGUGUUUUGCCGUCGAGUGUCUGGAACUAAAAUCGGACACUCGAGUAGGCGAACACCGCUGAGACCUCCACAGCCCUGGUCCGUUCGGUUCCAAACUACCGAACGGCCCCUCGUUCGGUAAAUAGAGAAUACCGAACGAGGGGAUUCAGGCGAACCCCCCCCUAGCCUCUAUAGCUAGAGGCUUUCGUGUAUUUUAUUCCCUUAUGCCAGGACCGACCGCAAGGCCCAUUCACAUGGAACCGAAUUCGGCUAGCUCUGUUCGUGCGGUCGGUCAUUUUAUUCCCUCCAUACUUUUCCCGAACCCCUGGUCCGAUCUGGGUGAUUUUUGGAUAUGUUGUUCACCCAGAUCAGGGCUACCCGGGGAUGUAUGAUUUAAAGGGGUACCCCUACGUUUAGGGGUACAUCCAGAAAUGGGGGGAAUUGGUGUGCUGGCUAAGGGGAUUAUGAUGCUGGCUGAGGGGAGGGGAUGUGUGGGAGGUUACCAGGACAGGAUUGGCUACUGUAAUAAUUACUGUAAAUCCCUCCCUUGCAUGGGAGCAUGCUUUAUAAGGAGACUGUGAUUAAAGGCUUGUCAGUUAUGCUCCUGAAACUGUGUGUCGUCCAGUUAUUGGGAUUGCUGUUGGGAUAUUGCUGUAUUUUACCUGCUGGAAACCCUGCCUUUGGAUUUACUAUUUACUUGUUCCUGAGUCUCACUUGGAUUAUAAGCGGAGAUAACCUGGGACUAUUGCAUCUCCGCUACAUUGGUUGGCAGCGCUGGGAUCCAGACUCACAGAGGAACAAGCCUAAAUGGAGUACGGAUGGAGAUUGAUUUUGCCACACUAAAACGCUCCACGCUAAAAGACCUUCUGGAGGCAAGGGGUAUCCAAGCCAGCAAUAAAACAAAAGCGGCACUUAUCACUGAACUGAUGGCGGAGUACCGAAUGGAAGGCGAUUCGGUUCCCGAACAAGGGAAUUCGGGAGAAACACCGGAACAAAGGGAGUUCCAGAGGCAGGUACAAUUUCGGCUGUCUUUCUAUGGGGAACACCCUCCAACAGAGAUUGUUUCCAAAACGAUAACGGAGGUCCAGGAGUUUAUACUGAGGAGUCAAACAGCGGCCCCAGAACGCAGCUCUGCAGUAAAUAUGCCACAUGAAGGUAAGCCGAAAAUACCGUACCAGGCUUUUAAAACAUAUGUGGAGGCAGAGGAAGAUAUAGACGCUUUCCUGCAAGAUUUCGAGAGACUGUGUGCACUGCAUAGAAUCAGCGCAGAGGACUGGGUACCUAUUUUGGCAGGAAGGUUAACUGGGAGGGCAGCUGAGGCAUACCGGACUGUACCGAAUGAUGAAAUUCGGAAUUAUCACAAAGUGAAAGAAAUUAUAUUGGCCAGGUAUGCUAUAACACCAGAAGCAUACCGGCGGAGAUUCAGGGAUUUAAAGAAGGUGGAGAAAGACUCACAUGCUGAGUGGGCAUGCAGACUACAACGAGCAGUCUUGGGGUGGGUGCAAGCGAGCAAGGCACGGUCUAUGGAGGAUGUAUUGCAAAUGGUACUGCUGGAGCAAUUUUAUGAAGGAGUAACCAGCGAGGUACAGGAGUGGGUAAGAGACAGAAACCCUACCUCCCUUACCGAAGCAGCCAGGAAGGCAGACGAGUACCUGGAUGCACGCAGGCAGCAAAAACCUGCAGCUCCAAAAGUACCUUUUAAAACCUUUGGGGGAAAUAACUACACGCCAGCUCUACCAAGGUCACUGCCACCACCACCACCACCCGCUACACAGCCACGUUUCCGCCAGCCCACGUCGGGCCCUUGCCACCACUGCCAGAAGUGGGGACAUUAUAAAAGGGAAUGCCCCCAGCUGCGGGACCGUUCCACCUGGAUCCGACCCGGUCCACCACCACCACCGAGAGCCGCCGCAGCCCAUCACUACCAGGACAUCGUGGCCACACCGUAUGGUUCAGCAGUUCCCAUCACAACCGUAGAGCAGUGGGAGGUACUGCACGAGGCAGAUCCCGUCCAGGCUAACGCAGACAACCGCCAGCAUCACAGGCAGACCGUGUAUCUGGAGGGUAAAGCGGUUCAGGGGCUACGUGACUCAGGAGCCACCAUCACCCUGGUAAAAAGUCACCUGGUCUCAGACCAAGCUAAACUUAGCAAGACUGUGGCCGUCAGGGUAGCCGGGGGAGCAGUAUACCGGCUACCCACAGCAAGGGUACAUUUGCAUUGGGGAGCGGGGGCAGGGCAUGUGGAGGUGGGGUUGAUGCCGCAGUUACCGGCGGAGGUUUUAUUGGGGAACGAUCUGGGGAGGCUCACAUCUGCUUUUGAGCCCCAGACACCCACCACAGGAGAAGCUCACCCUGUGGUCACUCGACAACAGGCCCGCACCCAGGACUACAACACACUCCCGGAGGUCCAGGUAAGAGAUCCUUCCCCUUCCCCUGACUGUGUUCCCUGGGCCCCUCCUAACGAAUUUGCAGCUGAGGUAGUGACUGACCCCACCUUGCAGGUGUAUAGGGACAAGGUGACAGCAGACACGCCUGGGGGGGAGGGCGAAAGGUUUAUUUGGGACAACCAGCUGUUAUAUCGGGAGACGGAUAAGCAGGUAUCCGGGUCAGACCCGAUUGUGAUGAGGCAGUUAGUGGUACCUCAGCGGUACCGGGCGGAGUUACUACGGAUAGCCCAUGACAUUCCGCUAUCUGGACAUUUAGGGGUCAGCAGGACCCGAUACAGGUUAACCCAAAGUUUCUUUUGGCCGGGAAUUAGCCAGGAGGUGCGCAGGUAUUGCAACACGUGCGAUACCUGUCAAAGGGUGGGGAAAAGGGGGGACCGGCGCAAGGCCAAGUUACAUCCCCUCCCCAUAAUCGAGGAACCCUUUAGCAGGGUAGCAGUUGACCUGAUAGGACCCCUCAACAAAGCAAGCCCGUCAGGUAAAAGAUUUAUCCUGACCGUAGUAGAUUAUGCCACUAGAUAUCCAGAGGCGGUGGGCCUGACAAAUAUACAGGCUGAGACAGUAGCGGAAGCCCUGAUGAAGAUAUUCUCCCGGGUGGGACUCCCCAGGGAGAUUGUCUCCGAUCAGGGCACCCAGUUCACCGCCGAAGUCACGCAGCGCCUCUGGAAGUUUUGUGACAUUAAGCCGGUCAUUAGUUCCCCUUACCACCCCCAGACGAAUGGGCUCUGCGAACGUUUCAACGGUACAUUGAAACAAAUGCUCCGAACCUUCGCAGAGACCCACAAGGACUGGGAGAAGUUCCUGCCGCACCUCCUCUUUGCUUACCGGGAGGUGCCGCAGGAAUCCACUGGGUUCUCCCCAUUUGAACUAUUGUUUGGCCGCAGGGUACGAGGGCCUUUAGAUUUGAUCAGAGAGCAUUGGGAGGGAGAACGGAGCACUGACGGUACCCCCAUCAUACCCUAUGUGUUGGCAUUCCGAGACCGCCUUGAGGCCUUAACUCAGACGGUACGCGAGAAUUUGCAGGCGGCUCAGACACGCCAACGCACAUGGUAUGAUCGGGGCGCCAGGGACCGUAGCUUUCAGGUCGGGCAGAAGGUGUUAAUCUUAAAACCUGUCCGACACGAUAAGCUGCAGGCCGCCUGGCAGGGCCCUUAUAAGGUGGUGGAACAACGGUGUGACACCACUUAUAUAAUCGGCUCGUGCGUUGGUACUGGGGGGCGACGCAUGCUCCAUGUGAACAUGAUGAAGCCCUACCAGGAGCGCUCUGAGGAAGUGACCGCUAUAUGUGCGCCUAACUCCGAGGAGUUUGACAGUUUACCCCUCCCGGAUCUGCUGGGAGAGGGUCAGUUAUCCGGGGACUUAGGGGAGGUCACCCUGGGGGAUCGGUUGAGCCCACAGGAGCGGAGCGAGGUACAACAGCUGUUGAGGGAGAAGCAGGAUAUCUUCUCUAAUGUACCUGGUUACACUCCUCUGGCCACUCACCGAGUAGACACCCCAGGGCAACUUCCCAUGCGUCAGACCCCGUACCGCAUCCCAGAAGCGGUACGGGCGAACAUGCGCAAGGAGAUAGAUGAGAUGCUCCAGCUGGGGGUGAUUGAGCCCUCUGACAGCCCCUGGGCAUCUCCGGUAGUCCUAGUACCAAAGCGGGACGGCACGACCCGGUUUUGUGUAGACUACCGGAGAUUAAAUGAGAAGACGGUAUCGGACGCCUAUCCUAUGCCCAGGAUAGACGAACUCCUGGAUCGGAUGGCGAGGGGGCACUAUCUCACCACAAUUGACUUGUGUAAAGGGUAUUGGCAAAUACCCUUGGCACAAGACGCCAUCCCUAAGUCGGCCUUUGUCACCCCAUUCGGCUUGUACCAAUUUAAGGUCAUGCCGUUUGGGAUGAAAAACGCCCCGGCUACUUUUCAGCGGAUGGUGGACCGCCUCCUAGAUGGGUUCCAGGAUUAUACCUGCGCAUACCUCGACGAUAUUGCCAUUUUCAGCAAUACCUGGCAGGAACACCUGACCCAUAUAGGAGCGGUCCUAGAUAGGAUUAGGGCCGCUGGUUUAACGCUGAAACCAGCCAAAUGCAGCAUAGGAAUGGCUGAAGUACAGUACCUAGGUCAUCGGGUAGGAUGCGGCAAGCAAAAGCCGGAACCAGCCAAAGUAGAGGCUGUAGCUCAAUGGCCCACCCCUAGGACUAAGACCCAGGUGUUAGCGUUCUUAGGAACGGCCGGAUACUACCGGAAAUUUGUCCCGAAUUACAGUGCCCUGGCCAAACCUCUCACCGACUUGACCCGUAAAAACCUACCCCGCCAAGUAACCUGGACCCCGGAGUGUGAACAGGCAUUUCAGUUGUUAAAAGAUGCAUUGACAAAUGCCCCUGUCUUGGCAGCUCCCAAUCCAACUAAACGUUUUCUUGUCCACACAGACGCUUCUAUGUUUGGAUUGGGAGCAGUAUUAAGCCAAGUCGGGGCCGAUGGCGGAGAACAUCCCGUGGCUUACAUCAGCCGGAAACUGUUACCUCGAGAAGUAAGCUACGCCGCCAUCGAGAAAGAAUGCCUGGCUGUGGUGUGGGCCCUGAAGAAAUUACAACCAUAUUUGUACGGACAAGCUUUUUCCCUGCUCACGGAUCACAACCCGUUAGUAUGGCUAAACCGGGUGGCUGGGGACAAUGCCCGGCUGCUGCGCUGGAGUCUGGCGCUGCAGCCCUUUGACUUUAAUAUCCAGUACCGCCCGGGUAAACAGAAUGGAAAUGCUGAUGGGUUGUCUCGACAAACUGACCUAGAGAAAUGAUCCGUGAGCCUCCCCGGACAUCCCCAAGCCGAUCCGUGUUGGAUCAGACUGUGUAUGCCGGCUUGUGGGCAAGGGGGAGCAGUGUAGCGGAUGGCACCAGGCGACCCUACAAAAAUACUGUAUAAAGCUGCAUCUGUGUAUCUGCUGUAUUUUCUGUGUAUUGAAAAAGAAUUGUAUUCCUCUGAUUGUUCGGUAGUUCAUUCCCUUAGUUUAUUCGAAUGAAACUACCGAACAACCAGACCUCCCUGUGUGAAGUGUGUCCUCAAUUACCCGUUGCAACAUUGUUGCGAACGGGUAAUUGAACAGUAAGUAGCCGUCCUUUGUUCUCGGGGGUGGCCGCCAUUCGACAAACGAACACGUGGCGGCGGCCAUUUUAAAACUCCCGAACAGCGGUGUUUUGCCGUCGAGUGUCUGGAACUAAAAUCGGACACUCGAGUAGGCGAACACCGCUGAGACCUCCACAGCCCUGGUCCGUUCGGUUCCAAACUACCGAACGGCCCCUCGUUCGGUAAAUAGAGAAUACCGAACGAGGGGAUUCAGGCGAACCCUCCCUAGCCUCUAUAGCUAGAGGCUUUCGUGUAUUUUAUUCCCUUAUGCCAGGACCGACCGCAAGGCCCAUUCACAUGGAACCGAAUUCGGCUAGCUCUGUUCGUGCGGUCGGUCAUUUUAUUCCCUCCAUACUUUUCCCGAACCCCUGGUCCGAUCUGGGUGAUUUUUGGAUAUGUUGUUCACCCAGAUCAGGGCUACCAGGGGAUGUAUGAUUUAAAGGGGUACCCCUACGUUUAGGGGUACAUCCAGAAAUGGGGGGAAUUGGUGUGCUGGCUAAGGGGAUUAUGAUGCUGGCUGAGGGGAGGGGAUGUGUGGGAGGUUACCAGGACAGGAUUGGCUACUGUAAUAAUUACUGUAAAUCCCUCCCUUGCAUGGGAGCAUGCUUUAUAAGGAGACUGUGAUUAAAGGCUUGUCAGUUAUGCUCCUGAAACUGUGUGUCGUCCAGUUAUUGGGAUUGCUGUUGGGAUAUUGCUGUAUUUUACCUGCUGGAAACCCUGCCUUUGGAUUUACUAUUUACUUGUUCCUGAGUCUCACUUGGAUUAUAAGCGGAGAUAACCUGGGACUAUUGCAUCUCCGCUACAACUAACAAUGUUGAUAUCUUGUUGGAGGAAACAAGUCUGCAAUGCCACAACAGCGAUUGCAAACAUUCUUAAAUCAGAGUACAUAUGUAGCGGUAGGGCAUAUCAAGGUUUACUGCACAUUUUUAUAUGAAUUAUAUACAUGUUUAAGAAAGGUUGGGCUAUACAAAGUGUGGACCCUAUACUACUCCCCAGGUACCUUGGGUCAGUCACAGGAAAGAAACAUCCAAGAGAACAUUUUUAAAAGAAGUAUGUAUAUACAUUUGCAGCUUAGUGAUAUGGUUUGUUUCAGGAUGGCUGGCAAGUCGUUCAGCCUAUGCCCUUUGCGGGUUGAACACCGUUCUCCUAGUGUGUAUCGGGCUUCAGGCCAAGUGCCCUAGUGCUUGCUGUCGUGGAGGUCGUAGGUGUCUCCACCGCAAUUCCCCGCGCUGUGUGGAUCCGCAAACAGCCUCGCAGGCCCCGUGCUGUUCGACAUGUUCGCUUCCUAGAGGCCUUUACGGAUGCAGAUAUUUGGCACUGUGGCAGGUGCAGGUCGGUGGGAAUAUUGCGGAGACCCCAGGGGGGAGCGGAUGACUUGCGGGUUGUGCUCAGUCCACUUAUCUCUCAUCUUCCUUCAGAAGUCGUCAAACAGCUUGUCCAGGCGGCAUGCGAUGCUGGAUUGCUGGAUAUCGUUCCCAAGUAGGCCAGUUUACGCGUGGUGUCCGCCAUUUUGGAUGUGUCUCCAUCUGUGCUGUUGAUAGUUGCGGCUCUAGACAGGGGCCCCGAUGGGUCUGAGGAGCAUCCAGGGUGGGGACCGGGAUCACCCCCGCCAGUCCAAAGGGGGGGUUGCGGGGUGAUAGCAUCAGCAUGAUGGAGUUCUGCGUGUGUUGGGCUGGUAGAUCGCCUUUUCUCCCCUCUAUCAGGCCCAACAAGUGGCGGUAAGGUGAGGAGGUUGGGUCCAACAGUGGUAAAUGACCGCGGGAAGUGUUCCCAGGCCGGUCAAUCGAUUGUCAGGUAGAGGCUGUUGGUCCCAGUUUGUAUGCUUAAAAACGCUGUUAAGCAAGGAUUAGGUCAUGUUUUGGCAGGAGAUUUUGUGAGACGCGACCUCUCGCUAUGACAGUCAGGCCCCGCCCCCCACUUUCAAUUUUAAUAAAAUGGUUACAGAUACAGAUUCUUAAAAUUAAGUGAUAGCUAGUUUCUUAUACAUAAAAAUGUGUUUGUUUUUUCAGUUGACAGGUAAUAGUGUUCUAUUUGGAAGUGUCUGUUGAUUUUUAGAAAGCUUUCACUCCUUUGGGAUCUAUGGGAUUUCUGUCCCUUAUUUAAAAGUUUUGAUUCAGAACAUGUGAAUCCAUUCAUCUAUCCUAAUCUGUGUUAAUAUCUAUCUAUGCCUUACGCUAAGCGUAAGAAUCCCCCUCUAUAGUAGGUCCUCAGGACCCUAUUAUUUAAAAAACAAAAACAAAAAGAACCACUGCAUCAGUUUGGUCAGUGGGCUUAUAUAGAUAGAUUUUGGUUAUAUCUAUGUAUUUUCCCUGCCUCCUUUAGUGCAUUACUUCUCUGGGUCUUUUUCUCCCUUCUGUAGGGUUGUUGCCUAGGGAUACCUGACACAUUUCUAUGGCUGUGCAUUGUGAGAUCAGUAGUUAUGGUUUGUGGUUGUCCUUUGGUAAUACACAUUGUGAUAUUGUCACUACGUCCUGCACCUAACAGUCACCUAACAUGACUCUGUGCAUCUUAUUGGCGUAGGCUGACCCAAGGAGUGUGGGAUAAUAAGGCUAUUUACAUUUAUUAAUAAAACCAUAUUCAUCUUCCUUUCUUCUGGCAUUGUUUGAUAAAGGUCCCCUACUGAGAGCUGAACAUCAGGCUUACUCUUUAUUUCCCAACAAAUGUAGUUUUGUUUGAAGAAGAAGCCAGUUUCUAUUUUACCUUUUUCUACGGCUAAGGUGUUACUUGAUUUAUUCUUAUUUUUUUUCCUUAAAGAAGUUUUUUUCAGGUUUCCAUUUGAAUCAGGAUAUCACAGAUUUGUUAAAAACUGUCCUUCCUUGCACCACUUUUGGUAGGUUCUACCACUGUAUAUUGGGAACACCCCACAAUGCUUGCUCUACCACUUCAGCUGGAAGGCUAUUCCAUGCAUCCACUACCCUCUCAGUAAAGUAAUACUUCUUGAUAUUAUUUUUAAACCUUUGCUCCUCUAAUUUAAGACUACGUCCUCUUAUUGUAGUAGUUUUUCUUCAAAAAAUAUAAUCAUUGUUAUGCACUUCACCUGUCAGCAGUUUUAAUGUGGCUGAUCAGUGUAUAAAUAAACAACAACAUUUAGUGGCUAUUCCAUAAAAAUCAACUAUCUUUUUUCCUGUUAAUCAACAGGUGCUACAGAUGGAAUUUCAAAACACAAAUCAAAUGAAAAUGAUCAUUCCUUCUUCCUUUCAUUUGUUUUGAUUUGAUUUUGCCCAGAUUUCGGAAGAAUCGCAAUUCGUGUGAAACCAAAGGCACGAGUCUUCUAUUAAUUAAGUAUAAUUUUUAAUCCUUAUGUCCUAUCUGUUUUUUUAAAGAGCGAGCACGAGAUUACCUGCACAAGAGCGGACGGUUUAUUGUUAUUGGAGGAAUCAUCUCCCCUGUUCACGAUUCAUAUGGAAAACAGGUAAAGAUAUAUUUUUACAGAUGCUUCUAUAAUAUGUAAUCUUAUAAAUGUUAUUACCUUCUAAUCAGUGCAUAUUUCAAGUUCUAUGCUCUAUUGAUCUAUUGAUAUCGUGAUCAUGUUCCCCUUAUAACUAAAUUGCUUAAAGCAAGCUUCCCCAAACUCCAGCCCUCCAGAUGUUGCUGAACUACAACUCCCAUAAUUCUAUGAAUGAAAUAGAUAGGCUGAGACUCAUGGGAGUUGUAGUUCAGCAACAUCUGGAGGGCCGGAGUUUGGGGAAGCCUGGCUUAAAGCAUUGCUCUGGUUAGUGGAUAGAUUCCUGUGUAUACUAACAUGCUUCUAUUGCAUAUCAAAGAUUGAGCUGUAUAUACAAAGCAACAAAGUAAUUGUUUAUAGAAAAAAUGUUUAAUCUUUAACCUCAUUUCAUUCAUUAAUCUUUCUUAAAGGAACUCUAUAUUCAGUAAUUGAAGUUGCCACAGUUCAAUCUAUAAGUUAAUGUAUUUACUUUUAAGUGAAAUGAAUGAGUUAUCUUGUUAUAGAUGGCUUCAAGCCACAUCCCCAAGUCCCCCGAUUCGGCGAGCCUUCAGUUUAAUUUCCUGUCUUAGGAAAAUUCAGAAAAUGUAAUAAAGGCAUUUAAAACUUCUUUUUAAAAUAACUAAGUAAUUUUCAUAAACCACAAUAAAUUAAUUAGCUACUACACCGUCUCCCAGUGUUUCCUCCUAACAUCACCUUGAAAAAUAAUCCAAAUGAGUGGAGCAAGACAGAUACCUCCUUAAGUGCAUAUUGUGUUUGCAUUAGUAUUUUACUCUUGUUGUUUUCUGUAUCCCUUCAAAUCAAUAACAAAAUAUCAAAAAAGUAAGACAAAUAAUGAAUACAUUUUGUUAAUGACACCGUUAUGAAACUGAAACUAUGGCUGACGUCAAACAAUUAAACAUGUUGUAGCAUUUUCACUUUUACAGGCUGUUAUGAAAAUAUAAACACAGGGGUAUCAAGAUUAUUAAGCUGACACUUUAAUAGUAGCGGUUUGUGUGAAUUCUUUUGUUGACCAAAAUCUAUCUAUUAAAGGACCACUAUAGGCACCCAGACCACUUCAGCUUAAUGAAGUGGUCUGGGUGCCAGGUCCAGCUAGGGUUAACCCUUUUUUCUAUAAACAUAGCAGUUUCAGAGAAACUGCUAUGUUUAUAAUAUGGUUAAUCCAGCCUCUAGAGCCUCUAGUGGCUGUCUCAUUGACAGCCGCUAGAGGCACUUGCGUGCUUCUCACUAUGAAAAUCACAGUGAGAAGACGCCAGCGUCCAUAGGAAAGCAUGCACAUUCAGCCGAUGACGUCGCUAUGGAGGAGGAGAGGAGGAGGAUGAGAGCUCCCCGCCCGGCGCUGGAGAAAGGUAAGAUUUUAACCCCUUCCUCUCCCCAGAGCCCGGUGGGAGGGGGACCCUGAGGGUGGGGGCGAGUACGAGUAUGUUUUCCUGGCACUAUAGUGGUCCUUUAACUCAAAUUAGUAUUUUGGACUUGAUGAAAAAGAAUUCGGUAGAGAGGUUAAUAAAUAGCACUUUGACUUUAAAUUUAUAUUAUGUCACAAAUAUAUUUUGCUUGUGGAACUAUACUAAAUAUUUUUAAAAUAAUGGUGGAACGUUUAUAUAUCCUCUGAUGCUCUAACAAUGCUAUUUUCAAAAAGAAAUGGCUCCUUCGCUUGUUACAUUUGUUUUGAAAAUUAAGCAGCCAUAAAUUUGCAGAAUAUGGAGGCAUUGUCUGUCCUUACACUAUUAUAUGGAGAAGAAAGGGUAUCACACAGGAUUAUUUACUAAAAUGGGAAUUGUUGGGAAUUCAAAAUGAAUACCAAAAUAGCUGAAAGAGUAAAUAAAUUUGGGUAUUUGGGUAUUUUGACUUUUUCUUUUGAAAGGGGAGAUGGGAAAGUUUGGUUAAUAUACUCGAUUGGAGCUUGAAGUAUGGUGGUUACUUGUCCUCAGAUAGAUCCCCAUUACUAGAUUUAGACUUUCCUCAGUUAUCCAAGUAACAGAUGGAGCGAUUAAAAACCAUAACAGAUUUAAUAAGCCAUUUGCAGUUUCACUCUUCAGUCCUUACACAUGCAUGACUUAAUCUUUGAGACAAGAAUGUACUAGUGGCAGAAUCAUAAAUGUAGACCCUCCCUGGUAAGGGUGGAGGCGGCUGCGGGCAUUGGGUAGGGGAUCGGGAGGACCUACAUCAGUUUAUAUGUUGUUAAGGUAUUCCGCGGCCUGGUAGAAUAAAUGUUGUCUUACCUAUGAGACACAAAACAGACAUUGGCCAAACGUGAGAGUACCUGAAAAUGCAAUACUAUGCAGCUUAGUUGUGGAGAGGCUGUAUAGGUUAAUUCUAUAUAAGGCAGGCAUUACCAAUGUGGAAAACUUUUUAAAACAUAAUGGCUCCUAAUCAGCGACGCAAAAUAGUUUCAUUGUGGAUCUGUUGAAAUUUAUUCUGACACACAAUUUCUCUAUUUUUAAUGGCACCUUCUACCACCAGAUCAGAGGUAAUGUGAUGGGCACGGCUUGUGCUACAUUUUUUGCCAACCUCCACCUUGAUUGGUGGGAGAAGCUGAAUGUUUUCUCUGAAGAGAUGAGUGAAUACAUUGUAUCAAUGCUCACAUGGAAAGUUUAUAUCGACGAUAUUCUAAUCAUCUGCACUGACAACAUUGACAGAUUCUAUGAGUUUAGAAAGCAUCUCAAUCAGAAUGUUUUGAAUCUAAAUUCACAGCAGAUAUGGGAAAUCCAUCCCUGAAUUUUAUGGACAUGACUCUCACCAUCUCAUCGUCCAACUAUUCAAUGACUUCUCUCUGUUUUAUUGCUUCUGCAGACUUCAGAGAAAAGUGCAACAAAAAUGCAUGUUUAAACACACUUGCACUGCACUGGAGUAGUCACCCUAGCAUGCAGGAGGUGGUGCGAAAACAGCUUAUAUGGAGGUAGUUCACUUUCCCAGAAUUGCAAGUAUGGAAACAGAGUGGCCAAUGGGCAAUAAAUGCAAGUUUCUGUUGUUUGACCUGUCACACUAACUGCCGCCACUGUUAACAAUACCACUAUUUUUAUUUGGAGUUAUAGAUUGAUUAUCUUCUUCCAUAUAUAACUCUGUUGGAUAACUGACUCACCAUAGAAACAACGUAGAGCAGGGGUGAUUAUUAGGUAGAUCCACAGAUGUUUUAGAACUCCAACUCUCUUAAAGCUUUUUCAUGCUUAAGGCUGGCAAAGCAUCUUGGAGUUGUAGUUCUACAACAUGUGUGGAUCUAUCUUUUGGGUACAUUUGACCUAAAGAAUUUAUUGUUUACACCAGCGGUUCCCAAACUGUGUGCCCAGGGGUGCUGCGGCAGGCACACAGGGGCGCCGCAAGAUAUUUCCCCAGUGCUAUGAUCCUAUGAUCAUAGCACCGGGAAAUGUGCCGCCCUCUCCCCUGCCGGCUCUGCAGGACCGGAGGGGAGAUCAGAGAUCUCUAUCUCUGGCCUGCUAGCAAUGUAAUGCUGGCAGUCGGCAGGGGAGGGAGGGAGAGAGGACCCGGAGGAGCUCUAACCUGCAGCUCUGCCGGGUUCUCCUAUCACGCUCCGAAUCUUGCGAGAGUGAACUCUAGCAACUCCUGAGUUCACUCUCACCACUGGGACCACCAGGGCUUCUAGUUCACUCUCACCACUGGGACCACCAGGGAUUAUAGGAAAUGUCCCCCCUUCCAGGCAAAGGUAAUCACAUCAAAAUUAUUAUUUUAUUUUUUUAAAUAAAAAAAACCUAUAUAUAUUUAUUUAUCUACCCUUCUCCUCCUACCCUUCCCCCCUAUUCACAUACACUGCCCCCUAUACAUACUGCCCCCAUAUGCACACUGCCCCCAUACACACACACUGGCCCAUAUACACACAAUGCCCCCAUACACACCCUGCCCCCAUGCACACACACACACUGCCCCACAUAUACUCACUGCCCCCUAUACAGACACACUGCCUCUCUCACACACACAGACACUGCCCCACAUACAUACACUGUACUCCUCACACACACUAUACCUCUCAUACACACUGCACCCCUAUGCACACAUUGGACCCCUAACAUACACUGCCCCCCAUACACAUGCACUGUACCCCUCAAUCACACCUGGCCCCCACACACACACUGUACCACUCACAAACACACUGCAUCCCUCAAACACACGCACACCACAUCCUUCACACACACACACACACACACACACACACAAACACACUGCUCCCCACACACAAACACACACACAGUUAACCACACGCACACACACACACACACACACACCACUGCCCCUAUCCCUUACUACAGCCCAUUUCCUGGCAAACCCCAGGUAGACCCCUGGCAUGCUGUAGUGGUUAUUGUGUCUGGAUUGUUUCUUUAAAUAAUUUACAAGUGCCCCUCCAGCACCUGACAGGGAAACAUUUAACUUGGGGCCUUGGAAAAAUAUUGAAACAUUAAGGGUGCCUUGAACCUAAAAUGUUUGGUUUACACACUGGUUUACACAAUUUCAGCAAAAUAAAGCCUUGACAGUUUUAUUCAAUGAGAUGUUGCAUCAAGUGCUUCUUUUAACUCAUUUUAUUAUGUAUUAUUAUAAUUUAAUACUAAUAAAAUAAUAAAGAUUGAGGAAAGUGCAGAUUUAAACGUGCAGAAAUAAAGUCAGAUCUGAUGAAAUCAUUAUUGAUUUUAACAUUUCUCUCUUUAACUCUUUAAAGGGAAACUACAUUGCCAGGAAAACAAAGAUGUUUUCACGGCACUAUCGCUCCCUAUAGUUAAAAAACCCUUCUGUCACUUACCUGAUCCCAGCGCCAAUGUCCCUCGACGCUGGUUGAGGCUCCACUGUAAGAGAACGGGAGUGACCUAAUGCACAUGCACGGCAAUCGCCUUGCUCGCACCAGGACUUUCCCCUAUGGAAAGCAUAAUACAAUGCUUUCCUAUACGAUUUUGGGUGACGCUGGAUGUCCUCAUGCCAAAAAAUCACCUAGCGACCCCCCGAAGUCUCUUUAGUGGAUGUGGAUGAAAGCCACUAGAGGCGGAGUUAACUUUGGCAAGUAAUUAUUGCAUAUUUUAUUAAAAAUAAUUACCACUGCAGGGCUAAGGGACCUGGGACAGUGCACCCAGAGCACUUCAAUGAGCUGAAGUGGUCUGGGUGCCUUCAGUGUCCCUAUAAGUGCUCUGCAAAGAGGGGGUAUUAUUUUUUCAUUUAAAGUGUUAAUCACAUGUCUUCUGUGUAUUCCACCUAAACACUGAUUGUAUAUCUCUGCCUAUUCUCAGGGCCUGGUCUCAAGUCGACAUCGCCUUAACAUGUGUCAGCUUGCAGUGCAGAACUCAGACUGGAUCCGGUGAGAUGGGACUUGGGGUUCAUAGUGGUCAUUUGGAAGAAUCUUAUUACAUAAAAGUAUACUUUUCAUACUGACAAGAGGGAGUAUUUUUGCACUUAAGUAGAAUAACCUAAAACAAAGAAUUCUGUUUUAAGGGUUAUAUUACAUUACAUUAAAAACAAUCAGUAAUAUAUUAUUUAUAAGAAAAUAUCCACUGGUGCUGGAAUGAUUACAUAUACAUAUUCUUAGUAAUCUAGCCAUUACUAGGUUGAGUUUAUCAUAUUACAGGCCUACAAGUUUGAAAAGUAGGAUACAUAACUAUAUGCUACAGAUAGUCUUUUUAUUAUAUUCAGAUAUUUUCACUGGUUUCUGUGUCUUUCUCCACUAACUUCACUGUUCUUAUUUAGGGUUGAUCCUUGGGAAUGCUACCAAGAUACCUGGCAGACAACAUGUAGUGUUCUGGAGCAUCACCGAGAUCUGAUGAAGGUGAGACAUACACUGUGAUCCAUGAAAUAACACAACAGAGAGUAUGAUAAGCCAUUCACCUUAUUAGUUAUAGGACACAUUCAUACGUCCCCAUAAGAAAGAAUUGUAUUCAAUACUUUCCUAGCAGCUUCUGUAUCACGUGAAUGAAUUUAACUUGGUCAGUGCAGCGGUAGCACCUCUAGUUGCUGCCAACAGACGUGGAUUUAACCCUGCAACGUAAACAUUGUUGGAUGCCCCCCUACUGUACAGUUUUAUGUCUUUUCCACAUUGAUGUAUAGCUUUUUGUAUAGAUCUAUAGAAAGAGUCAGCUUGUGUGAAAUGAAUAUUAAAACAUUGUCACAUUUCACACCCUGUAAUAUUUAAUAGGAUGUUCUAAGGUCGCUGCUAAUACAUGAUAUAUACAAUAAACAGUGUGACAAAUUGUUACUUCUGCUUUCGUCUCUGUCUGAUUAUUUCUGGACAACUUGUACAGAAACUCUGAAAAUGCAUUCAGGCAAUUGCUUUAUUCAUGAUUGGUUUUUUUCCCCCCAGAGAGUCACUGGCUGUAUCCUCUCUAAUGUGAACACACCUUCUGUCACACCAGUGAUCAGCCAGUCCCUCAACCAAUCAACACAGCCCGUCUACCAGAACAGCAAUCUCACCAACAAGCCCACUGCAGGUAAGUGAACAGUGUUUCACAAUCCGUCCAAAAGACAGGAAAGAAAUGUGUGAACCUAUAACCCCUUCUACUCCCCCACCCCCCAAAAAUGUUUAACUAAAAUGUCAAAUUAUGUCCAUCAUUCAUAUAAUGUAAACUGAAAAAGUAAACACCAUUCAUUGUCUUUUUUGUGCACAUAUGAUAGUUCCUCUUUGAUGUAAUACCAUAUUUGGAUAGAGAUUAUUUACAAAGAAUAGAGGAAAAGAGGAAAGGAGAGUCCAACUAGGGACACGUUCCUCACCUGACCACUAAUGUGCUUUAUAUAUUAAUGCAAAAAAAAUCUGCGAGGGAAUAUUCACUGGCACCCAACAUUGUGACCUGCUCUAUAUAAUGCUUAUCUUUGUGUAUAUAUAUAUAUAUAUAUAGCGGGGAAGUAAAUCUAUGCUUUCCCUCAUUCCCCUAUAGUAGAAGAGUAAACAGGAGUUGUAACAGAUACAAAGAGUCAUUAAUUCUUGGGACGAGCAGUAAGCAGGUAUUGUGGACCCUGUGUUUUUGGAAACACUGUUUAUUGUUAAAAUCUUCCUUAAAAGAUUGGGGUCAAAGCAAUGUUGUAAUUUAGAUAGACUUUUAUACCUCAAUAUUUUUUUUUUGCACAAAUGUUGCACUUCUUUCUUCCUAUCAGUGAGGAUCCUCGGGAAAGUGGGAGAAGGACUGAGUCGUAUAUGCUGUGUCCGCCCCAACCUGCAGCGUGUUACUUUUGUGGGUGAGUGUUCUAUACUAAUUAUAUAGUUUGCAUGUAAUUGUUUUUAACCCCUUAAGGACACAUGACAUGUUUGACAUGUCAUGAUUCCCUUUUAUUCCAGAAGCUUGGUCCUUAACAGGUUAAGGUCCAUAAACCAUGACAUACUCUGUUUCUAUAAUUCUUUCUUUGGCUUUCCUGUUCUGUUUGUUUGUGACAGACUACAAUAGACGUAUACGGGAGAUUCCAAAUCUGUUUUAAAAAUGGCAAUAUUGUAUCCGUUCUGCUUGUCAGUGACUUACGUAUAUGUUGUUGACAUUAAGAACACGACUAUGUGGAUAUAAUAAUUUCAUAUAUUUAUAGAUACUGUAGUUAUUCAAUAAACUGUGAAUUGUGGUGAAUUGACAAGGAAGUUGCAAAUUUGAUAGCAACAUUUCCAAGCUGAGUUGGUGACAUUUUUCAAUUCAUGUGUUUUGGCCCCAAAUUUGCAAUUCUCUUGUUGGUACUUCACAAUUUGUAGUUUAGUAAAUAAGCCCAUUGUGCUUGGGUAAAGAAGCAACAUCACCAACAAUGUGAAUUGGUUAUUAAAAGUUUAAAAUCUGAACAAUAUCAUAGUCUAGUAGUGACUUUAUACCAUCUGAUGAGCAUCAUGACCUCUCUGUUAUUUCAUAUACAAGACUGAUGAGUUUUGAGAAUCUAAGGCAACCAUUAAACAAGCAGAUGACUCAACCCCUCUGUUAUCUGUUUGUAAAAAAUCUGAAUAUAAAGGAGAGUGCCCCACACAGUACGAUAAACACAUAUCAUUUCUGCUAAAAACUAGACAUUUCUCCAAACAUUUGGUUUAUUAAGAAAGAACCAGUUGUGGCCACUAUUUACCUGUUUGUAGGCAUGAAUAAAGCUUCACCUGAUGUUUGAGGUUUUUACAGACUUUAUUAUUUGUUUAGCUAUGAGAUCUAUCGAGAGGGCUUAAUACAACAUGGACAGAUGUGCCUAACGGAACUUUAAAAUGAAGACAGUCUUUCCAUGUUGUUGAAUCUAGUCUUCAGUCUGGUGAUGCUUCCUCUUCACACUAGGGAAAUAAAGUCAUUGGCUAGGCUCAGUUACACCCAGAAGCCAGCCGGCGAUUCAUGAUAGUAAAUAUCUUGGACCUUUAACCCCUUAAGGACACGACAGAAACUUUCCGUCAUGAUGGUCUUUUACUUCUGAAGCUGUGUCCUUAAUGGGUUAAGCUGUCCUUCAAAGGAAACAUAUUUUAGCAGAAGUGUGUCUCUUUAUGCUGCCUAUUAAUUUGACCUGAAUGUGUUAAUACAUGUGAUUCUGGGAUACUAGGAACAUAAUAGUCAGCCGUAGCCAGUGCGGACAGAGCAACAUCACAGUAAAAAAAGCUCUAAGCAAGAAUGAUAAAUUUAAAUUCAAAGCGCUAUUUAAUCUGUGCUAAUGUUUUUGGACACUUUGUGUGGGUAGAGGUCUCUUCAAACUUUAUUUAUGGGCCUGUUUGGAAGUACUUUAGGUGGUUGUUCCCAAAAUGUAUGCAUUUCUCAUGGGUUACCCAAACAAAAUACUUUUUUGUAAAUACUCACUGGCAAAUUUUUAGUCUUUCCAGUCCUGCUAAGGCAAACUGUGCAUUAUAGGCAAUGUAGUCUGUAAACAUCUACAGGGCCAAGGUUAAUCAUUAUUGACAUAUGGAAUCAAAUGUGAAUUGUCGUUCUGCAGUCAAGGGAAAACAAAUUAGUUUUCAUUAGAUUAUUGUAUUUUAUUAAUUCAACUAAUUCUUUCAUUCCAUGUUUCAGAUGAAAAUGCUAACCUUGGAACAGUGAUGCGAUACGAGGAGAUAGGUAUGUCUAAAUGGGAAUCCAUGUGAUUGGGUGAACCAUCUUAGAUUUGAUUAGGGAUUAGGUAAAAACUAUAUCUUGAGAUACAGCUACUAGACAGUAAAGUAACAACCUGAACGGAACGCUAAAACAUAAUCUUGAACCGUUGCUUGGUCCACAGUUGUUCACACUUUCUUUUGUUAGAACACACAGUAUCUAGUAUGUGGUUAUGCCAUUCACGUAAGUGUGGAUUACAAGGUCCGAGUAAGAAAACACAGGAAAUUUGAUUGAUUGUGCUAUGGAAAUGUAUUAAUGGGUAUCUAAAGACAUUUUUCCUGGGAUGAAAUGCUGAAAUCAACAUAAUUCAGAUGAUUUUACCCCAUUAUUUAAUGUGUCAUAUCCGUCCAUGUUCUAUGAUCUAUCCAUAGCUCACCCCACAGUCCCUUAAGCAACAAUUUAUAUUUCACCCUGUGAUAUUACACUAUACCAUUCAAUAUAUCACCAUAUAGUCUAAACCUCUGAGCCUAAAUGCCUACCUGCUAGUGGUGCAAGCAGUUACAAUGAGAAACGGCAUGCAACAUGGCUAGUUCUAAGCUACCCUGUGACUUAUUGCAUUUUGUUUGACCCCAUGUACUUCUCAUACAGGUAUAAGGUACAAGAAUAAUGUUACAAUCAUGUUAUAUCAUUAGAUUUCAUAUUAGUUUGAUUACUUCAGAGUAGACAUGAAGUAAUAUGUUGUAAAAAUUGCCACCCAGGCAUGUUUGCCCUAGUCUUAAUUUUCCUAUUUUUUAUUCUCUUAGAACUGCGUAUCUUGCUCCUGUGUGGAAGCGAUCUUCUUGAGUCGUUUUGUAUACCAGGCCUAUGGAACGAGUCUGAUGUAAGUAAAUACACUAAUUAUAUUCAGCAACUCUUGCUGGAUCUUAUAUUACUACACCCUAGACCAGGCAUAGGCAACCUUCGGCACUGCAGAUGUUUUGGACUACACCUCCCAUGAUGCUUUGCCAGCAUUAUGUGUGUAAGAGCAUUAUGGGGGAUGUAGUCCACAACAACUGGAGUGCCGAUGGUUGCCUAUCCCUGCCCUAGACUGACCUAGUAGAUAUGUUUCCUAUCUGGAACUUGUUGUGACUUCUUGAGAUAUUAGUGAAUGGAUUCCAGUUCAAUUUGUGUACAAAAUUAAAAUCAAAUGUUUCCAUGCAGAUGGAGGUGAUUGUGGGAGAUUUUGGAAUUGUGGUUGUACCAAGGGAUGGAACGGACACUGAACAAAUCAUGAAUCACUCGUCUUUGCUGCGUAAAUAUAAGGUGUGUUUAAUUGUUGUGUUUUUGGUGUAUUUAUUCAAGAGAGCACAAUUUCCAGAUGGCAGCAAAAAGAACAAAUGUGGAAAAGUAUUUCUACUAAAGGAUAGUUCACAUUAUCCCUUAAUGGCUAUUUAAAAUAACCAUGUAACCAUUAAAGGGACACUAUAGUGACCUGAACAACUUUAGCUUAAUGAAGCAGUUUUGAUGUAUAGAACAUGCACCUGCAGCCUCACUGCUCAAUCCUCUGCCAUUUAGGAGUUAAAUCCCUUUGUUUAUAAACCCUAGUUACAACUCCCUGCAUGUGACUUGCACAGCCUUCCAUAAACACUUCCUGUAAAGAGAGCCCUAUUUAAGCUUUCUUUAUUGAAAGUUCUGUUUAAUUAAGAUUUUCUUAUCCCCUGCUAUGUUAAUAGCUUGCUAGACCCUGCAAGAGCCUCCUGUAUGUGAUUAAAGUUCAAUUUAGAGAUUGAGAUACAAUUAUUUAAAGUAAAUUACAUCUGUUUGAAAGUGAACAGUUUUUUUUUCAUGCAUGCUCUGUCAAUCAUAGCCAGGGGAGGUGUGGCUAGGGCUGCAUAAACAGAAACAAAGUGAUUUAACGCCUAGAUGACAGUGAAUUUAGCAGUGAAAUUGCAGGGGAAUGAUCUAUACACUAAAACCGCUUUAUUUAGCUAAAGUAAUUUAGGUGACUAUAGUGUUCCUUGAAGCAUUUAAGAUAAUAAAAAUGAUAUUUUAUCUUAUAGUGUGUGGACAUAUUCUGUGAUGUUGUACAAUAUAAUGACAUUACAUAUAAGAUGAGAUACAGUUAUGGGUGAAAGAUUGGUAGUGUACAGAGCAUUGUGUGAAGUGUCUGUCAGUGUUUCAAAUCAGUAAGAUUGUGUCUAUCAUUGAGAGUGUGUGUCAAAUCAGUGAGAGUGUGUAAGUGUCAGUCAGUGUGUGUCUGAUUACAAAAAGAGGCUGAUAGAUGGAUAGGUGGAGUCGUUGCCAUAGAAACAUUGUCUGGACUGGACAUUUGCAAAGGGGUGAAGUUGGUAAGGUGACCACGUCCAUCUAGGGGGUGCAAAAAUAAACUCUGUACCAAAGCAUCUGUGACCCUAGGAGUGUGGUACAAAUAUUUGCUUCAUUUGCAUGUCUAUUCUGGAAGGGUCAGAAACCGACAUAUUCCCCUUCCUCUCCUAUAAUUUAUUCUACUCAUUGAUGGUAAGUGAUGCAUCAUGACAUCUUCUGUAAAAUAGUCAAAGUGGUUUUAGGACCCGUGAUUGUUUAAUUAUGUAGCAUUUACAAAUAAAAAAGAGCCUAAAAGACAUAAAGCAAUGUUGUUGGUUUUUCUGCAGAGGAAAUAGAAGUAGAUAUAGUUAGUCAUAGUAGUAGUAAUAAACUGAUUAAAUUCUUUGAAAGUGACAAAGUAAAUGUGCCAAGUGUCAGUAUAACAGGACAGGAUAAUUGAAAAUUAUGCAAGAAUAAUAAUAGAAAUGUGACAUUUUGUUGUUUUUUUCCUCUCAACAGAACAAUAUUCUGGUGGUUAAAGAUGACAGUAACCAUCCAAUGUCUAUUGUCAGCUCCACCAAAAGCAGGUAGAGUCCAUGAUACAAAGUUUGAUGUAAGUUUGUAACUCACUUCUAUUACAUUAAAUGUACUUUCUGCUCUCAUUUAGGCUGGCUUUGCAGCAUGGGGACGGACACGUGGUGGAUUAUUUGUCGCAGCCGGUCAUUGAUUACGUCUUGAAAAGCCAGCUCUACAUUAACACAUCGGGCUGACGUCCUCUACAGAAAAUGUGCCCGGUGUAGCUCAGUGCUCUCUCUCCUCGUCAUCACAAUGUAUUACUAAUUACUACUCCCCACUAUUUCCUCAUCGGUCAUACCACCUGUACGAACACUCGUUCCUCAUUUAUUACUGCUCAUCCACUUCUACUCUCUGCCCCUUUCAUUCCACUAAAGAUGUAUUGAUGCCGAUGCCCAGGGUAUAUGGGGCACACACCUCAGUGAGUGUUUGAGGGUGUCUUAUUUCUGGUGGGUUUAAACAUCAGAUCAAUUUACUCUUUAAUAGAAGGAAGAUGGAAUAAUGUGUAACUCAUAUAGUGCAUGGCAAAAAAGUGCCACACUGAAUGUGUUUAUAAUUAUUCAGCUGGUGAUUUUUAUUCCCAGGGUUUCAGAUUUAUACAGAAAGUGUUGAUCACCUUUAAUUAAUAUCCAGUAUUUCACAUACUGAUACAACAGGGCCAUAAUUCUUGCUGAAGGCACUUCAAGAACCUAUCAUGAAUUCUGUUUCUAUCACACUAUUUCCUACUGGACUAUGGGUAAUAGUAACCCAGGAAUGUUAUUGUCUAACCACUGCAAGAUUACUGCACGUGACAAGCAUGUUCUUGCUGUGCCCCUAUUUCUAUGGUGUUAUCAAAAUGUAUAUUAACCUCCUGACUGGGAGGGACGAGCAUGCAACUAUUCAGUAACGUGCAGGGAUUUAUAGGAAAGCAAAAAUGAAGAAGAAAAAAAUGAAUUACAUAAAAAUGAAACAUUGAAAAUAGGACAUCCAGCACAAGAACAAAUAUGAAGAUAAGGUGCAGUUCCAUUUAAUGGCAUGUAAGAUAAAAUAAACAAGGCACAGACAGUUGUAUGACAUAGUCCCCGUCGUGGUAGAAUGUCACGUUAAACUUUGUAAAUAGUUCAUUUUCUUUCCGGCAGUUGGAUGGUUCUGUGCAGGGCUGUAUCUUUUUACACCUAAGGGAUUAAUUUAAUGACAAGAAAAAAAAUCUGUCCUAUUUUAUCACACACUAAGGGCUUGCAUCUUAGAGAAUUAGGUUGCAUUAAAUAUUGUUGUCAUAUAUGUAUAGAAUGCAACCUUUUAAUCGGAUCGUAUCAGGCUUCCAAAAAUUCAGUUAAACUCUUACGAAAUACAGUAAUUUUACAUGAAUGCUUUACAAAUUGAAAAGUAUCUAAAAAUAGACAUUAUGUUUAGCUAGGUUUUGAUAUGUCAAAUAUGGUGGGAAUUUUCUCUUCAUAAUGUCAGCACAUGAAUAAAAUGAUAUCAUGUGUACUACAUGCCACUAAGGUAUUUUGCUGUACCAGUUAAUAUAUCCAAAACAUACAGUUGAAUGAUGUUCUCCAGCACCAUCAUUGCAGGUGUUAACCAAUUUCCCCCCAAAUUAGUGGGCAAGCCUUAAUCGCUGACCAAUGUUUUGCCAUAGAGAAUGUGUUUGAUAACAGUUGGUAUACAGAAAUUGAAAAAGGGUAACCACUUGAACUGAAGGUGCUGUAGGAUACAAAUCCCAUUGGGAUUUGGUCCACAUCUCAAGUUCAUCGUUGCCUAGCCAUGUACAUACUAGGUGUCAUAAAGAAUACUGGCUUAUCAUUCCAAAAAAAUUGAAAUAUUCAUCAGUUCCAACAAUCCUAAAACUUGAAAUAUUCAUCGUUCCAACAAUCCUAGAGCCCAGGUAGCCCAAAGAUCUGCUUUAACCUCCAGUACAUGCUGAUUUGAUUGAUCCAUCUCUUUUUAGUUAUAAGUGCUUCAAUUGUAACCUUUUAGGGUUACCACACAACCUUUUAAUCAGUGGUCAUUUCUAAAACAUGCAUCCUUCAGGGCAGAUGAAAUUCUAAUGUAGGCCUGCAGUAAAUAUUUUGUAUCCUGCGUUAAAGGUGAGAAGAAAUAUGAAACAGGUGCUUUUCAUGUAUAUCAACUGUUUCAGCAGCAUAUGAUCAGCAUGGGGGAUAACAAGGGAGACAUAUAGGGUGGGUAAAAUCACAGGAGGGCUAAUUUAAUUUACAAAUAAAAUAAUCUUGCGAUACAAUGUCUGCCAAGGAAGUGGUUAGUUGAGCAGUUCUUUGACUAUUGUAUUGAGUUUUGUUCAUAUUGUUGCUGUUUUAUCAAUAAAGAUUUUGCUUUGCUAGAAAUGUGUGAAAUGUGGUGUCAUCACAAAACAAAGUGCCAUUAUUUGGUUAUAUUUUAUUAAUAAAUAAAUAGAAAUCAAGUAGUACAUGUAUGGUCUCUCCUCUUACACAUUUAGACUCCUUCCGUCCAAUGUACCCAUAGGAAAAUGAAUGUCACAUCAAACAUGCACACAGCCCUUCAUUACAAAUACAAACACUGGACCGCUCUGUAGCAUGAAUGGUACAUUUUCAGUGUCCCCUGGAUGGAAUCACAAUUCUCAUGGUAUGUUUAAUGACCCAGUGAAUAUUUAAUAUCUCUUCUAUACCAUUCAGCAGUCUUUUCCUUGUCUUGGAUGGUCCAAUGAUUCUUAUUAUCUAGUAUCUCUUCUAUACCAGUCUUUUCCUUGUCUUGGGAGCUUUUAGGGUCUUUCGAUAGCUGUGGUGGAGUAGCAUCCAGGAGGCAGGGUGGCAACAAUGUCCCUCAGGUUCUGUAUGUCGAUGAGGGUCUCACUGAUUUCUGUGUCAAGGCUGAGAAUUCUUUGCCUUUGACGGACAGCUGCCAGUUCCAUAUCUUCCAGAGCUGGUUUGAGACGAUCAUAGAGCUGACUGCGAGCUGAUUUCAGACUGCGCUCCAGAGUACGCACGCCUUCCUCAUCACCCGCCUGAGGCGAAUCUGCAAAGAAAGAACAGUCAUGUAUCUAAAAGAGGACUACAUCUUAAUAGGAGUACACAGUUAUAACAAGUUCAGAAAUAAAUAGCAGUAACCGAAGAUAAGCAAUUUUAUUUAUUUGCAGGAUGAAUCACUUUUUUUAUAUUGGGUGAAUUCAUCUGGUACAAAUCAC